Messenger RNA from Coregonus sp. 'balchen', 46768 nucleotides. The record is from the annotation of a GenBank genome assembly. NCBI's taxonomy places the organism in Eukaryota, Metazoa, Chordata, Actinopteri, Salmoniformes, Salmonidae.
AUGAAGUUUUCUCCGGAUGGCAGCUACCUGGCCGUGGGCUCUAAUGAUGGCCUGGUGGAUGUGUACGCCAUGGCACAACGCUAUAAGAAGGUGGGUGAGUGCAACAAGUCCUCCAGCUUCAUCACCCACCUGGACUGGUCCAUCGACAGCAAGUUCCUCCAGAGCAACGACGGGGCGGGAGAACGCUUCAUCUACAGGAUGCCAAGUGAGUGAAUCACCGCCACCGGUGAAAAAGCGACGCUUCAUAAAGACCCUGUGUCUUUCCUCUGAACUAGGCCAUGAUAACCAUGGUAUAACUUGUAUUACAUCAGCUUGCUGUGAACACAAUCAGUGAUUCAAUCUAAUAUUUCUUGUUUCCUUAUUGGGAGACGUUACAUAAACAGAUCACACAGCAAUCAGUUUGACAGUAAACAGCAAUUAGGUCCAUGAAGGUGGAUCACAGCUAGCUUAUCGCCACGCAAGCCCUGUUACGCACACACCAGCAAUCUUCACAUCACGUCCGGCUUAACAUCCAUCGAUGUGAUUAUGUAGUAGUUUCUUCUUAUUCAGGGUGGCAGGUAGGUCGCUGGUUUCGAAUACCUGAGACGACAACCCUAAUUUGCUCCAGGGGCGCUGUGCCUGUAAAACAACACAUUUCACUGCACCUAUGGGGAGAACAAGUAUUUGAUACACUGCAGAUUUUGCAGGUUUUCCUACUUACAAAGCAUGUAGAGGUCUGUAAUUUUUAUCAUAGGUACACUUCAACUGUGAGAGACGAUAUCUAAAACAAAAAUCCAGAAAAUCACAUUGUAUGAUUUUUAAGUAAUUAAUUUGCAUUUUAUUGCAUGACAUAAGUAUUUGAUCACCUACCAAACCAGUAAGAAUUCCGUCUCUCACAGACCUGUUAGUUUUUCUUUAAGAAGCCCUCCUGUUCUCCACUCAUUACCUGUAUUAACUGCACCUGUUUGAACUCGUUACCUGUAUAAAAGACACCUGUCCACACACUCAAUCAAACAGACUCCAACCUCUCCACAAUGGCCAAGACCAGAGAGCUGUGUAAGGACAUCAGGGAUAAAAUUGUAGACCUGCACAAGGCUGGGAUGGGCUACAGGACAAUAGGCAAGCAGCUUGGUGAGAAGGCAACGACUGUUGGCGCAAUUAUUAGAAAAUGGAAGAAGUUCAAGAUGACGGUCAAUCACCCUCGGUCUGGGGCUCCAUGCAAGAUCUCACCUCGUGGGGCAUCAAUGAUCAUGAGGAAGGUGAGAAAUCAGCCCAGAACUACACGGCAGGACCUGGUCAAUGACCUGAAGAGAGCUGGGACCACAGUCUCAAAGAAAACCAUUAGUAACACACUACGCCGUCAUGGAUUAAAAUCCUGCAGCGCACGCAAGGUCCCCCUGCUCAAGCCAGCGCAUGUCCAGGCCCGUCUGAAGUUUGCCAAUGACCAUCUGGAUGAUCCAGAGGAGGAAUGGGAGAAGGUCAUGUGGUCUGAUGAGACAAAAAUAGAGCUUUUUGGUCUAAACUCCACUCGCCGUGUUUGGAGGAAGAAGAAGGAUGAGUACAACCCCAAGAACACCAUCCCAACCGUGAAGCAUGGAGGUGGAAACAUCAUUCUUUGGGGAUGCUUUUCCAACUCAUCCCAAACCAUCUCAAUUGGGUUGAGGUCAGUUGAUUGUGGAGGCCAGGUCAUCUGAUGCAGCUCUCCAUCACUCUCCUUCUUCUUACACAGCCUGGAGGUGUGUUUUGGGUCAUUGUCCUGUUGAAAAACAAAUGAUAGUCCCACUAAGCACAAACCAGAUGGGAUGGCGUAUCGCUGCAGAAUGCUGUGGUAGCCAUGCUGGUUAAGUGUGCCUUGAAUUCUAAAUAAAUCAUAGACAGUGUCACCAGCAAAGCACCCCCACACCAUCAUACCUCCUCCUCCAUGCUUUACGGUGGGAACCACACAUGCGAAGAUCAUCCGUUCACCUACUCUGCGUCUCACAAAGACACAGCAGUUUGAACCAAAAAUCUCAAAUUUGGACUCAUCAGACCAAAGGACAGAUUUCCACCGGUCUAAUGUCCAUUGCUCGUAUUUCUUGGCCCAAGCAAGUCUCUUCUUAUUGGUGUCCUUUAGUAGUGGUUUCUUUGCAGCAAUUCGACCAUGAAGGCUUGAUUCACGCAGUCUCCUCUGAACAGUUGAUGUUCAGAUGUGUCUGUUUCUUGAACUCUGUGAAGCAUUUAUUUGGGCUACAAUCUGAGGUGCAGUUAACUCUAAUGAACUUAUCCUCUGCAGCAGAGGUAACUCUGGGUCUUCCUUUCCUGUGGCGGUCCUCAUGAGAGCCAGUUUCAUCAUAGCGCUUGAUGGUUUUUGCGACUGCACUUGAAGAAAUUUUCAAAGUUUUUGAAAUUUUCCGGAUUGACUGACCUUCAUGUUUUAAAGUAAUGAUGGACUGUCGUUUCUCUUUGCUUAUUUGAGCUGUUCUUGCCGUAAUAUGGACUUUGUCUUUUACCAAAUUGGACUAUCUUCUGUAUACCACCCCUACCUUGUCACAACACAACUGAUUGACUCAAACGCAUUAAGAAGGAAAGACAUUCCACAAAUUAACUUUUAAGAAGGCACACCUGUUAAUUGAAAUGCAUUCCAGGUGACUACCUCAUGAAGUUGGUUGAGAGAAUGCCAAGAGUGUGCAAAGCUGUCAUCAAGGAAAAGGGUGGCUACUUUGAAGAAUGGCAAAUAUAUUUGAUAUUUUGAUUUGUUUAACACUUUUCUGGUUACUACAUGAUUCCAUAUGUGUUAUUUCAUAGUUUUGAUGUCUUCACUAUUAUUCUACAAUGUAGAAAAUAGUAAAAAUAAAGAAAAACCCUUGAAUGAGUAGGUGUUCUAAAACUUUGGACUGGUACUGUAUAUAUAUAUAUUUUUUAUUUUUUAUUUUUUUAUUUUAUUCAUCUCUUCUGCCUGUCAAAGAGUUUCCUUCACAGACAGCUGCACAAGCCUCCCAGUCACUACAUAACCACUGUCUGAAACGCUAGACAGCUGCACAAGCCUCCCAGUCACUACAUAACCCCUGUCUGAAACUCUAGACAGCUGCACAAGCCUCCCAGUCACUACAUAACCACUGUCUGGAAUUCUAGACAGCUGCACAAGCCUCUCAGUCACUACAUAACCACUGACUGCACACACACACGCACGCCUCUCUCAGCUUACACUAUGUGUUUGGAGAGCUGGUUGAAAAGCCCUGUCCAAGUGGGUGACUCAGCGUUGCUCCAGGGUGUUUAGUGUUGGCAGACAGACUGUCUACACUGACUAUCAGGAGGGCAACAGGUGACGCUGCUGAGCGGACAGGGUAGAGAGAAAGACAGUUUGAUUGCACUUACAUUUUUACUGUAACUGAGUCAGGUUUGUAGGCCUCCUUGCUCGCACACGCUUUUUCAGUUCCGGCCACACAUUUUCUAUAGGAUUGAGGUCAGGGCAUUGUGGUGGCCACUCCAAUACCUUGACUUUGUUGUCCUUAAGCCAUUUUUCCACAACUUUGGAAGUAUGCUUGGGGUCAUUGUCCAUUUGGAAGACCCAUUUGCGACCAAUCUUUAACUUCCUGACUGAUGUCUUGAGAUGUUGCUUCAAUAUAUCCACAUCAUUUUCCUUCCUCAUGAUGCCAUCUAUUUUCUGAAGUGCACCAGUCCCUCCUGCAGCAAAGCACCCCCACAGCAUGAUGCUGCCACCCCCGUGCUUCACGUUGGGAUGGUGUUCUUCGGCUUGCAAGCAACCCCCUUUUUCCUCCAAACAUAACGAUGGUCAUUAUGGCCAAACAGUUCUAUUUUUGUUUCAUCAGACCAGAGGACAUUUCUCCAGAAAGUAUGAUCUUUGUCCCCAUGUGCAGUUGCAAACCGUAGUCUGGCUUUUUUAUGGCGGUUUUAGAGCAGUGGCUUCUUCCUUGCUGAGCGGCCUUUCAGGUUAUGUCGAUAUAGGACUCGUUUUUCUGUGGAUAUAGAUACUUUUGUACCUGUUUCCUCCAGCAUCUUCGCAAGGUCCUUUGCUGUUGUUCUGGGAUUGAUUUGCACUUUUCGCACCAAAGUACGUUAAUCUCUAGGAGACAGAACGCGUCUCCUUCCUGAGCGGUAUGAAGGCUGCGUGGUCCCAUGGUGUUUAUACUUGCGUACUAUUGUUUGUACAGAUGAACGUGGUACCUUCAGGUGUUUGGAAAUUGCUCCCAAGGAUGAACCAGACUUGUGGAGGUCUAAAAAAAAAAAUCUGAGGUCUUGGCUGAUUUCUUUUGAUUUUCCCAUGAUGUCAAGCAAAGAGGCACUGAGUUUGAAGGUAGGCCUUGAAAUACAUCCACAGGUACACCUCAAUGUCAAUUAGCCUAUCAGAAGCUUCUAAAGCCAUGACAUCAUAUUCUGGAAUUUUCCAAGCUGUUUAAAGGCACAGUCAACUUAGUGUAUGUAAACUUCUGACCCACUGGAAUUGUGAUACAGUGAAUUAUAAGUGAAAUAAUCUGUCUGUAAACAAUUGUUGGAAAAAUUACUUGUGUCAUGCACAAAGUAGAUGUCCUAACCGACUUGCCAAAACUAUAGUUUGUUAACUAGAAAUGUGUGGAGUGGUUGAAAAACGAGUUUUAAUGAUUCCAACCUAAGUGUAUGUAAACUUCCGACUUCAACUGUACACACCGACACAAACACUCUGGCAUGCUGAGAACCCUAAUUAAAAAAAGAACUCCACAUGUGAUGGAAGCUUUGGACAGAAAAGAGCUUCCAGCUCUAGGCUUUGUUUACAUUUCUUUUUGGUUUAUCUUAUGCACCAAUAGCUGAUAUGCAUAAAGAUGGCAGCCCCUAUACACUUACCACAAAUUCCUCAUUUUGAUAAGUUCACUGUAUUGUACAUUGCUCUUGUUACUCUUUUUUUUGGUAUGUUUAUUAGAACAGUAUACAUGAUCUCAAUUUUAGCUUCAAGAUGCCAGCAAUUUGAAAAACCAGGAAGUAAAUUGUGCUGAUUUAUUGGCAUAUUGAACCAUGUCGUGUGCCGUAGUUUAAAAACUCAGUGAAUAGUGCUAAAACAAUGACGUCAUAUCUGAAUUCUGCCAUCUUUUGCAUGCGGCAGGUAGCUUAGUGGUUAAGAGGUCGCUGGUUCUAAUCCCCGAGCCGACUAGGUGAAAAAUCUGUCGAUGUGCCUUUGAGCAAGGCACUUAACCCUAAUUGCUCCUGUAAGUCGCUCUGGAUAAGAGCGUCUGCUAAAUGACUAAAAUGUAAAUGUUCUCCAUUAAAUCCUUCAUUAAUACAGGCACAGGGGUUGUGUGUCUUAACGCCUUCUCUCCUGUUUAUGUAAUCUUUACCUGCUUAUUUAAUGUAUUUUAGUUCUGACUAAGAACCUUAACAGUGAGGUUAGUAGAGCUGUAACAUAGUCAAAAUCAUUUUAAAGCACUAUUAUUUUAUGCAGAACAACCUGGUUUUACCUGCUAGAUUCUGCCCAUGUUAGAACUCCAUCCUGUUUUUCUCCCCUGAAGUUGGGAAGCACCUGACCACUAAGGAGGAGGUGAAAGGGAUCCACUGGAGCUCGUGGACGAGUGUGAUUGGUCCAGAGGUGAGUGGGAUCUGGCCCAAGUACACCAACAUCAGUGACGUCAACUCUGUGGACGCCAACUACAGCAGCGCCGUGCUGGUUACUGGAGACGACUUCGGCCUGGUCAAACUGUUCCGCUUCCCCUGCCUAAAGAAAGGUCAGUAAAUGUCUUUGCAAAUAUACAAUGAGAGAGGGAAUUAUGUUGAACACUCCCCUUCUCUCAUUUCCUUUUCACUCGUUUUUCUUUCCCUGAUGUUGUGAACAGGUGCAAAAUUCAAAAAGUACAUUGGCCACUCAGCCCACGUUACCAACGUGCACUGGUCUCACGACCUGCAGUGGGUGUUGACCACCGGCGGGGCUGACCACUCUGUGUUCCAGUGGAAGUUCCUGCCUGAGGGCAUCAUGAACGGAGGACUGAAGACCAGUAUACCACAAGGUACAGUAUACUGAGAGUACAAAACAUUAGGAACACACCAGUGGUUAGGGGCGUGACUACUGUACACAAUAUCCAUGAUCUUAUCAAAAGCCAGUGAAAUCUGUUUCCUUGCUGUUUCCUGCUAUCGGUUCCCUCUAGAUGGCCAUGCAGACUCCAACAGUGAGGAGUCUGACUCUGACGUGUCUGAUGUCCCGGAGCUGGACUCUGAUAUCGAGCAGGAGACCCAGAUCAACUACGACCGACAGGUGGGUGUGUGGAGCUUAGAGACACUGGAGGGAGGGAGUCCUGUAUGGGUCAGACAGAAAGUGGGUGAUAUCAGGUUGAAAGAUGAUACACCACGUGAGGGACACUGAGAAGGUUCUAUAUGAGGAACAGAUGCCUUACAUGAUGCAACAUUUGAGGUAGAGAAUGAGUGUCAGUACAGGUGUCAGAUCCUAAUUUGACCAGUUUGGUCGCAGUUGUAAAAUAAUCCUGCAGCAGGAGGAUUUGAUUAUUAAAAAAAUAAAAGUGACACUUUCUAACAGGAUUUUUUUUUUUGAUAGACUACAGUAGACAUGUUUAAGUGAGGAAAAAGAGAACUGUGGGUUUUCAAUGUUUAAAAAAAAUGUAAAUCACGAGGCUCAUUUUAACUUCCUGCGGCGCAUGAAAAUUCUGUGACAACAGAGUGAUCAAAUUAAGAUAAUAAAGUGCCUUGCAAAAGUAUUCAUUCCCCUUGGCAUUUUUCCUAUUUUGUUGCAUUACAACCUGUAAUUUAAAUGGAUUUUUAUUUAAACGACGGUGGAGGAUAGCAGAUUGACAAAUUAUGCACAAUAUGAGGGACUGUUGUUCCAGGUGUAUGUAGAGGAGGACUUUUAUAGGAGGACUGUAUGUGAUUGACAGGAGGACUGUGUGUGAUUUACAGGAGGACUGUGUGUGAUUUACAGGAGAACCGUAUGUGAUUGUUACAGGAGGACUGUGUGUGAUUUACAGGAGGACUGUGUGUGGUUGUUCCAGGAGGACAAUGUGUGGUUGUUCCAGGUAUAUAAGGAGGACUGUAUGUGGUUGUUCCAGGGGUAUAAGGAGGACUGUGUGUGGUUGUUCCAGGAUGACUGUAUGUGGUUGUUCCAGGUGUAUAAGGAGGACUGUAUGUGGUUGUUCCAGGUGUAUAAGGAGGACUGUGUGUGAUUGUUCCAGGUUUAUAAGGAGGACUGUGUGUAGUUGUUCCAGGAGGACUGUGUGUGAUUGUUCCAGGUGUAUAAGGAGGACUGUGUGUGGUUGUUCCAGGUGUAUAAGGAGGACUGUGUGUGGUUGUUCCACAUAUAUAAGGAGGACUGUGUGUGGUUGUUCCAGGUGUAUAAGGAGGACUGUGUGUGGUUGUUCCAGGUGUAUAAGGAGGAUUGUGUGUGGUUGUUCCACAUGUAUAAGGAGGACUGUGUGUGGUUGUUCCACAUGUAUAAGGAGGACUGUGUGUGGUUGUUCCAGGUGUAUAAGGAGGACUGUGUGUGGUUGUUCCAGGUGUAUAAGUAGGACUGAGUGUGGUUGUUCCAGGUGUAUAAGGAGGACUAUGUGUGGUUGUUCCAGGUGUAUAAGGAGGACUGCAUGUGGUUGUUCCAGGUGUAUAAGGAGGACUGUGUGUGGUUGUUCCAGGAUGACUGUAUGUGGUUGUUCCAGGUGUAUAAGGAGGACUGUAUGUGGUUGUUCCAGGUGUAUAAGGAGGACUGUGUGUGAUUAUUCCAGGUUUAUAAGGAGGACUGUGUGUAGUUGUUCCAGGAGGACUGUGUGUGAUUGUUCCAGGUGUGUAAGGAGGACUGUGUGUGGUUGUUCCAGGUGUAUAAGGAGGACUGUGUGUGGUUGUUCCACAUGUAUAAGGAGGACUGUGUGUGGUUGUUCCAGGUGUAUAAGGAGGACUGUGUGUGGUUGUUCCAGGUGUAUAAUGAGGACUGUGUGUGGUUGUUCCACAUGUAUAAGGAGGACUGUGUGUGGUUGUUCCACAUGUAUAAGGAGGACUGUGUGUGGUUGUUCCAGGUGUAUAAGGAGGACUGUGUGUGGUUGUUCCAGGUGUAUAAGGAGGACUAUGUGUGGUUGUUCCAGGAGGACUGUGUGUGAUUGUUCCAGGUGUAUAAGGAGGACUGUGUGUGGUUGUUCCAGGUGUAUAAGGAGGACUGUGUGUGGUUGUUCCAGGUGUAUAAGGAGGACUGUGUGUGGUUGUUACAGGAGGACUGUGUGUGAUUUACAGGAGGACUGUGUGUGGUUGUUCCAGGAGGACUAUGUGUGGUUGUUCCAGGUGUAUAAGGAGGACUGUAUGUGGUUGUUCCAGGGGUAUAAGGAGGACUGUGUGUGGUUGUUCCAGGAUGACUGUAUGUGGUUGUUCCAGGUGUAUAAGGAGGACUGUAUGUGGUUGUUCCAGGUGUAUAAGGAGGACUGUGUGUGAUUGUUCCAGGUUUAUAAGGAGGACUGUGUGUGGUUGUUCCAGGUGUAUAAGGAGGACUGUGUGUGGUUGUUCCAGGUGUAUAAGGAGGACUGUGUGUGGUUGUUACAGGAGGACUGUGUGUGAUUUACAGGAGGACUGUGUGUGGUUGUUCCAGGAGGACUAUGUGUGGUUGUUCCAGGUGUAUAAGGAGGACUAUGUGUGGUUGUUCCAGGAGGACUGUGUGUGAUUGUUCCAGGUGUAUAAGGAGGACUGUGUGUGGUUGUUCCAGGUGUAUAAGGAGGACUGUGUGUGGUUGUUCCAGGUGUAUAAGGAGGACUGUGUGUGGUUGUUACAGGAGGACUGUGUGUGAUUUACAGGAGGACUGUGUGUGGUUGUUCCAGGAGGACUAUGUGUGGUUGUUCCAGGUGUAUAAGGAGGACUGUAUGUGGUUGUUCCAGGGGUAUAAUGAGGACUGUGUGUGGUUGUUCCAGGAUGACUGUAUGUGGUUGUUCCAGGUGUAUAAGGAGGACUGUAUGUGGUUGUUCCAGGUGUAUAAGGAGGACUGUGUGUGAUUGUUCCAGGUUUAUAAGGAGGACUGUGUGUAGUUGUUCCAGGAGGACUGUGUGUGAUUGUUCCAGGUGUAUAAGGAGGACUGUGUGUGGUUGUUCCAGGUGUAUAAGGAGGACUGUGUGUGGUUGUUCCACAUGUAUAAGGAGGACUGUGUGUGGUUGUUCCAGGUGUAUAAGGAGGACUGUGUGUGGUUGUUCCAGGUGUAUAAGGAGGACUGUGUGUGGUUGUUCCACAUGUAUAAGGAGGACUGUGUGUGGUUGUUCCAGGUGUAUAAGGAGGACUGUGUGUGGUUGUUCCAGGUGUAUAAGGAGGACUGUGUGUGGUUGUUCCAGGUGUAUAAGUAGGACUGAGUGUGGUUGUUCCAGGUGUAUAAGGAGGACUAUGUGUGGUUGUUCCAGGUGUAUAAGGAGGACAGCAUGUGGUUGUUCCAGGUGUAUAAGGAGGACUGUGUGUGGUUGUUCCAGGUGUAUAAGGAGGACUGUGUGUGGUUGUUCCAGGUGUAUAAGGAGGACUGUGUGUGGUUGUUCCAGGUGUAUAAGGAGGACUGUGUAUGGUUGUUCCAGGUGUAUAAGGAGGACCUUCCCCAGCUGAGGCUGCAGAGCAGAGAGAAGAAGCAGCAGGUCGGCUCCCUGAAGCGCCAGAGAGGCCCAGAUGAAGCCCUUCGUCUAAAGUUUGUCCACGGGUAAUGGGUUCUUACUGUAUGACAGGUCUUAUUGGUCUCAUGUUCCUCUGAAACAUUGUCAUAUGUGGGUUUUAGAUAUCGUCUUCUCAAAGUCAAAUUGAUUGAGAUGACAAGGACAGAUUUAUUGUAUUGAUGAAAUGGUGUGUUUCCAUCAUGAAGAAACAAUCUCUUCCUCUGAAAUGUGCCUGUGUGUCAGCUGUUGGAAUAUGCAAAUCCCUUUUCAAAGCUGUAGUUGAAAAAAAAAAAUUGUGUGAAGCAGUUUAAGUUACUGAUUCAGCACCAGCAGUCCUUUAAGACUUCGCUAUAGCAGCUCUAAUACACCCUUUUUGUCAAAUUUAAAGACCUCACAGUGGGGGAGGGAGGUCUUUCAGCAUUUGAGCGAUUAAAUAAAUGCCACACAUGACACAUCUGAUUAAAAUUCCCCCCACACACCACAGGGUUUAUCAGACACUCUUAAAUAGGCCAUGUGGGAGAGAGACGGCAUAUGAACUGUGAUCUCAGCUCUUAUCUGAUUGUCACUUUCCCCAGUCAGCUUUACAGAAAUAUCCAGGCCUCAAGGAAUGGGUUUGCCUUUAUAUCAGUAUAGGUGGAUUUAACUCCCCUUAAUUUAGUAUAAUUGUGUUUGUCCAUUGAGCUUGCAGUCCUGUGACCUAUUUCUCUCUCUCUCUCUCUCUCUCUCUCUGUGUGUGUGUGUGUGUGUGUGUGUGUGUGUGUGCAGGUACCGUGGCUACGACUGCAGAAAUAACCUGUACUACACCCAGGCUGGGGAGGUGGUGUACCAUGUAGCGGCGGUGGGUGUGGUCUACAACAGAGAGCAACACAGUCAGCGGUUUUACCUGGGCCACGAUGAUGACAUCCUUAGUCUGACUGUACACCCACUCAAAGACUAUGCAGCCACUGGACAGGUUCUCUCUUUCUCUCUCUCUUUCACUCUGCUUUAUUGGCAGGAAUGGGUGGUUGCCACUGUUGCCAAAGCAAUGUAUAUGAAGCACAGGAGGUUGGUGGCACUUUAAUUGGGGAGAACGGGCUCGUGAUAAUGACUGGUGCGGAGUCAGUGGAAUGGUAUCAAAUACAUCAAACACAGGGUUUCUAUGUGUUUGAUGCCAUUCCAUUUGCGCCGUUCCAGACAUUAUUAUGAGCCGUCCUCCCCUCAGCAGCCUCCUGUGGUAUGAAGUAUUAGAUCAAUGAACAGUAUGUCUGAGCAAUAAUUUAUAUCAACAAAACAAGCAUACAUGGAAAAGCAAACUACAAGGGCUGAUGUGUAUGAUGUGGCGGGAGCCAUACUCUCACUCUCACUCUCACUCUCUCACUCACUCACUCACUCAUACACUGAUCUUAAUCACCUCUUUGUGAAUGUGUCCAGGUUGGCAGGGACCCAGCCAUCCAUGUGUGGGACAUCCAAACCCUGAAGUGCUUCUCCUUGCUCAAGGGCUUUCACCAGAGAGGAGUGUGUGCUCUUGACUUCUCUGGUAUGGCUAACGUGUUUAUCUGGGCAUGUAAUGUAUGUCAUUAUCAGAAAUUAAUUUCAAUAUCAGCCUAUUUUAAUGAUCAAAGCCCAAGUCUUAUUUUGUGAAUGUGUUGGGAUGUUCUGUCCCUAUGUCUGUUAUGAUGUCAAACUAAGAUUUUGUAGAUAUGUUGGGAUGUUCUGUCCCUAUGUCUGUUAUGAUGUAAAACUAAGAUUUUGUAGAUAUGUUGGGAUGUUCUGUCCCUAUGUCUGUUAUGAUGUCAAACUAAGAUGUUGUAAAUGUGUUGGGAUGUUCUGUCCCUAUGUCUGUUAUGAUGUCAAACUAAGAUUUUGUAAAUAUGUUGGUGUUCUGUCCCUAUGUCUGUUAUGAUGUCAAACUAAGAGUAGAAUGUUGUUCCUCAAUGUGCAGCGGAUGGGAAGAGCCUGGUCUCAGUGGGCAUUGAUGACCACCACUCUAUCAUCUUGUGGGAUUGGAGGAAGGGCGAGAAGCUGGCCACUGCAAGGUACUAAAAGCUUUUUCACCCCGGCUGAAAGCUGCUGUUAGUGUGAUCAGUGCAUUUAGACAUUUAGAGUCAUUACACAAACAGGAUUUUAUAGAGUAGUCCAGCUAAGCCGGGUUCAGAUCCUUUUUGUUUUCUUUCAAAUACCUCAGCUGCGCUCAAAUAUGCUUACCUGGCACAAUGUAACCUAUGGUAUACUCCCAAAAGUGCAAAUCCCGCCAUACUCCAGGCAGGUUCAAUCAAGUGUUCAAAGUAUUGGAAAGAAAUCAACUACUACUUGGACUCAGGUCUGUUGUCUUAAUGAUGACACAUUUGUAGGGACAGCCAGGAGUUUUCUCCUGACCACAUGAAGUGACCAGGAAAAACAUAAGGCUCUUUGUAUUUGAGCGGACAGAAUGUGAAGUGGAUAUUCUGUCUCUGUCCUUCCCAGGGGACACAAAGACAAGCUGUUUGUGGUGAAGUGUAAUCCUAUCCUCAUGGACAAGCUGGUCACAGUGGGAAUCAAACACAUCAAGUUCUGGCAGCAUACAGGUCUGUCCUCCUGUUCUGCCCGACUGUCUCUCUCAUACUAUCAGUCUCUCUCAUACCAUCAGUCUCUCUCAUACCAUCAGUCUCUGUCAUACUAUCAGUCUCUCUCAUACUAUCAGUCUCUCUCAUACUAUCAGUCUCUCUCAUACUGUCAUUCUCAUACCAUCAGUCUCUCUCAUACCAUCAGUCUCUCUCAUACUGUCUCUGUCAUACCAUCAGUCUCUCUCAUACUAUCAGUCUCUCUCAUACCAUCAGUCUCUCUCAUACUAUCAGUCUCUCUCAUACCAUCAGUCUCUCUCAUACUAUCAGUCUCUCUCAUACUGUCAGUCUCUCUCAUACCACCAGUCUCUCUCAUACCAUCAGUCUCUCUCAUACUAUCAGUCUCUCUCAUACUAUCAGUCUCUCUCAUACUGUCAGUCUCUCAUACCAUCAGUCUCUCUCACACCAUCAGUCUCUCUCAUACUAUCAGUCUCUCUCAUAUUAGCAGUCUCUCUCAUACCAUCAGUCUCUCUCAUACUAUCAGUCUAUCUCAUACUGUCAGUCUCAUACCAUCAGUCUCUCUCAUACUAUCAGUCUCUCUCAUACCAUCAGUCUUUCUCAUACCAUCAGUCUCUCUCAUGCCAUCAGUCUCUCUCAUACCACCAGUCUCUCUCAUACUAUCAGUCUCUCUCAUACUAUAAUUAUCUCUCAUACCAUCAGUCUCUCUCAUACUGUCAGUCUCAUACCAUCAGUCUCUCUCAUACUAUCAGUCUCUCUCAUACCAUCAGUCUCUCCCAUACUAUCAGUCUCUCUCAUACUAUCAGUCUCUCUCAUACUAUCAGUCUCUCUCAUACUAUCAGUCUCUCUCAUACCAUCAGUCUCUCUCAUACUAUCAGUCUCUCUCAUACCAUCAGUCUCUCUCAUACCAUCAGUCUAUCUCAUACUGUCAGUCUCAUACCAUCAGUCUCUCUCAUACCAUCAGUCCCUCUCAUACCAUCAGUCUCUCUCAUACCAUCAGUCUCUCUCAUACUAUCAGUCUAUCUCAUAUUGUCAGUCUCAUACCAUCAGUCUCUCUCAUACCAUCAGUCUCUCUCAUAUUAUCAGUCUCUCUCAUACCACCAGUCCCUCUCAUACCAUCAGUCUCUCUCAUACCAUCAGUCUCUCUCAUACUAUAAUUAUCUCUCAUACUAUCAGUCUCUCUCAUACUGUCAGUCUCAUACCAUCAGUCUCUCUCAUACUAUCAGUCUCUCUCAUACCAUCAGUCUCUCUCAUAUUAUCAGUCUCUCUCAUACCACCAGUCUCUCUCAUACCAUCAGUCUCUAUCAUGCCAUCAGUCUCUCUCAUACCACCAGUCUCUCUCAUACUAUCAGUCUCUCUCAUACUAUAAUUAUCUCUCAUACUAUCAGUCUCUCUCAUACUGUCAGUAUCAUACCAUCAGUCUCUCUCAUACUAUCAGUCUCUCUCAUACUAUCAGUCUCUCUCAUACUAUCAGUCUCUCUCAUACCAUCAGUCUCUCUCAUACUAUCAGUCUCUCUCAUACCAUCAGUCUCUCUCAUACUAUCAGUCUCUCUCAUACUAUCAGUCUCUCUCAUACUAUCAGUCUCUCUCAUACUGUCAGUCUCAUACCAUCAGUCUCUCUCAUACCAUCAGUCUCUCUCAUACUAUCAGUCUCUCUCAUACUAUCAGUCUAUCUCAUACUGUCAGUCUCAUACCAUCAGUCUCUCUCAUACCAUCAGUCUCUCUCAUACCAUCAGUCUCUCUCAUACUAUUAGUCUCUCUCAUACUAUCAGUCUAUCUCAUACUGUCAGUCUCAUACUAUCAGUCUCUCUCAUACCAUCAGUCUCUCUCAUACCAUCAGUCUCUCUCAUACUAUCAGUCUCUCUCAUACUAUCAGUCUCUCUCAUACUAUCAGUCUCUCUCAUACUAUCAGUCUCUCUCAUACUAGCAGUAUCUCUCAUACUAUCAGUCUCUCUCAUACUAUCAGUCUCUCUCAUACCAUCAGUCUAUCUCAUACUGUCAGUCUCUCUCAUACCAUCAGUCUCUCUCAUACCAUCAGUCUCUCUCAUACCAUCAGUCUCUCUCAUACCAUCAGUCUCUCUCAUACCAUCAGUCUCUCUCAUACCAUCAGUCUCUCUCAUACCAUCAGUCUCUCUCAUACUAUUAGUCUCUCUCAUACUAGCAGUAUCUCUCAUACUAUCAGUCUCUCUCAUACUAUCAGUCUCUCUCAUACCAUCAGUCUCUCUCAUACCAUCAGUCUCUCUCAUACCAUCAGUCUCUCUCAUACUAUUAGUCUCUCUCAUACUAUCAGUCUAUCUCAUACUGUCAGUCUCAUACUAUCAGUCUCUCUCAUACCAUCAGUCUCUCUCAUACCAUCAGUCUCUCUCAUACUAUCAGUCUCUCUCAUACUAUCAGUCUCUCUCAUACUAUCAGUCUCUCUCAUACUAUCAGUCUCUCUCAUACUAGCAGUAUCUCUCAUACUAUCAGUCUCUCUCAUACUAUCAGUCUCUCUCAUACCAUCAGUCUAUCUCAUACUGUCAGUCUCAUUAUCAGUCUCAUACCAUCAGUCUCUCUCAUACGAUCAGUAUCUCUCAUACUAUCAGUCUCUCUCAUACUAUCAGUCUCUCUCAUACCAUCAGUCUAUCUCAUACUGUUAGUCUCAUUAUCAGUCUCAUACCAUCAGUCUCUCUCAUACCAUCAGUCUCUCUCAUACUAUCAGUCUCUCUCUUUCUCGCUCCUCUCCUCUCAUGUCCCUGCUUUUCUUUCAAGUAUAUACUUCCAGGUGUUUUCACACUGUGAUUCUAUCUUUAGGAAAGUGAUCCAACCUGUCCAACCAUUAUUCUUGUGGACAUAGGAACAGCUCUGUCUAUCUUGUCAGGCAUUGUAUGUUUAUGGAAAUCAAUUGAUGUAUACCUGAGUUUCUAAUGGUGUGCUGUCUCUAAAGGUGGAGGCCUUAUGUUCCAGCGAGGCGUCUUUGGGAACCUGGGGAAGCUGGAGACAAUGAUGUCGGUGUGUUACGGUCGGACAGACGAGCUGGUAUUCUCUGGAGCCGCCACGGGGGACAUAUAUGUCUGGAAGGAGCCUGUGCUGCUGAAGACCAUCAAGGCCCACGACGGACCUGUGUUCGCCAUGUUCUCCCUGGACAAGGUACUCUACUGAGUGUCAGCCCUGUCUGCUAACAACAGACUGUUGGUCAACUUUCCACUAAUCUUAUAAUCAUAAUCUCAUAAUAAUCAUAGUCUCAUAAUAGGAUCAUCUUUAUUGCGUAGUCAUUUUGAUCAGAGACUAUUUGGAACGGCUCUGUAUUGUACUCUGGUUUCCCCACACCCACUUGGUGUAAAUAUUGAAUUGUCUUUCUCCCCAUUGACUCAUAAACGCCCUAUAACUGCUCUAUGAUGACUUCACCAUAUGGAAUUGAUGCUAUGUUGUUCGCUAGAGUAAUAUCCGCGUGAUAUUGUUGCUGCUGGCUGUAGUUAUGGAUGUGUUUAACUAUAAUUGGCAUGUAGUUGAGGCAGUUAUCAAUAUUGUAUCGCUCUGAUGAGGAGCUAUGGAGAGAUGUGAUGUGUUGAGUCAUGAUGGUUCUUGUGUUUGGGGACAAACACAGCAUCAUUAGGCAGCAUGAUUAAGCCACACAUAGAUUCCUUGUUUUCCUAAUUGGCCAUUUGCAGCCUGUCAUUUGACUGUGUGCAAUACUAUGCAGUCUUAAUGACUGAUGUAAACCUUGGUGUGUAUUGCAUCGUGCAUCUCCCUCCUGAUGCUGAGAUGGGAUUAAGUAAAUGGAUUGUCUCCCAUGAACUUCUGUUCUGUGGAAAAUUAUUAUUAUCGCUAUUUACUGUUACUAAUGAAGAGUGGAGCGAUUAUAAACAAUCAAUCCUGUCUCUUGUCAUCAGUCCAUGAUAGUGUUGUUAAUUAAACAUCUUCUAGUGUUUUCUCCCUCUUGUACAAAUAGAUUAUCUAUUUAUUCACAAUCUGUUCAAGUAGAGAUGCCUUAGAUCAAAACAAAAUAUUACAGUCUCAUUAGAUGUUACAUUUAUGUGAUGCUGUUUCCAAAACCUUUCAUCAGAGAAGCAGUCUUAAGUAAGAUGUGGGAGGGCAUUCCUGUGGGAGACCGCCGCUGAAUUCCUGAAGUGUUGUUGUUGCUGCUGCUUCAGAUCUUUGACAGGCCCUGUCUGCUAGUAGAAGUCAUUGUAAUUCCCAACUGCUUCUGUGUGUUGUGAAAGAUGUCAGAGACAGACAGUACUUUUCAUUUGUCUUCCCUCCAUUCAUACCUUCCUCCUGCACUUCAUCAUUCAACACUUCCUUCUCAGUUUCAAGACAAACUGAUCCCCCUACCAUCCUUCAGCAGUUCAGACAGACCUCUUGACAAGCUGUCAUGCGGAACAUUAGGGUAGGUCAGAGCCCCUGUCUCAUCCGGCCCUCAUCACUGUUAGUUUUCCUCAGUGUGGUUGUCAGUUGUGGAGUACGUUGGGUGAUGUCCCUCUGCUGUUGUUCCCUCCAGGGCUUUGUGACAGGUGGGAAGGACGGGAUGGUGGAGCUGUGGGACGACAUGUUUGAGAGAUGCCUGAAGACCUACGCCAUCAAGAGAGCAGCCCUCUCCCCGGGAUCUAAAGGUAGGAUACCACGUUUGACUCCGUUCUAUUUAUUCCAUUCCAGCCAUUACAAUGAGCCCUUCCUCCUAUAGCUCCUCCCACCAGCCUCCAUAACACUCCCUACAGUAACUGACAGUCAACCAAAGUCUAUGACACAUACAGAAACACUAUCUGAGAAGUGCUGUAAUUCUCUCUUGAAGGCAUGCUCUGACCAUGUAAAACACAUACCUGUACCACUGUGUCCUCCUCUAGUUAGUGCUGCCAUCUCGUGGACUCAUGUAAAAAUGCAGUUAUAUUUUUAAUAUUCCUUCUAUCUGCUGCUAUCGAUCUGGGAGGAUUUCACGGCUACAGCUAUAUUUAGUCUGUAUGUGUGUGUCCCCCAGGGCUGCUCUUGGAGGACAACCCCUCCAUUCGUGCCAUAACUCUGGGACACGGACACAUCCUGGUGGGAACCAAGAAUGGAGAAAUACUUGAAAUAGACAAGAGUGGACCCAUGACCCUGCUAGUCCAGGUGUGUGUGUGUGUGUGUGUGUGUGUGUGUGUGUGUGUGUGUGUGUGUGUGUGUUGUGACCGUGCGUGUGUACGUGUGUGUGUGCGUGUGUCUAUGCUUCCUUGCAUGCAUGUGUGUUUCUGACUGUCAGUGCAUCGCUGUUGUAGUUCCCUCCUAUGGCCCAACCCUUACAGCUCAGAGUCAGAGCCUCCCAGACUCCUUAGCGGUCAGGUAUGUGUGCUCUGUUGCCAUGGUGAACAGACCUGAUGGGAAUGGGUUAUGAAGGAUCAGUAUGGAAGUGUUGUUGGGUAAAAUUGACUGCUGCUAUCUGGGAUGCGAUGGAUUGAGGCUUUUGUUUAGCCUCUCACUCAUACUCCACGUCAAUAUGAACACAAUGUACAGUAUUGUCCUGAGAAAAAAUAGUGGAUUAGGUGUAAUGGUUCAGGGCAUGUCAACUGUGAUUGACUGACAGCUGUGUGUCCGUCUGUUGCUAUGGUUACAGGGUCACAUGGACGGCGAGGUGUGGGGUCUUGCUGCUCACCCCCUGCUCCCCAUAUGUGCCACAGUGAGUGACGACAAAACCCUGCGGAUAUGGGAGCUCUUCACCAUCCACCGCAUGGUAGCCGUUCGCAAACUUAAAAAAGGUACUGCUGAAUGUUGAUAUCUUCCUCGACUAAUGAGUCAUUAACUCCCAUGAUCAUCAACAAACAUACAGAUGUAGGAUCGUAAUUUGAGCCAGUUUGCUACAGCAGGAACAUAAUCCUGCAGCAACAGGAAAUGUGGAUUAUAAUUAAUGGAUAUUUUAGUAGGGCUUGAUACAUUUUUCGUAAGGGCAAAUCAGGUCUGAAAUAUCAGUUAAAAUUACAAACUUUAGAAGCCUUUUAAAAACUCUAAUACACUCCAAGUUUGCAUUUCCUGCUUUGCGGGUAAAUUCUCAGCAACAAAAGAGUGAUCAAAUUAAGAUCCUACAUCUGUAAGGUACCCUAGUGUAACCUUCUGUGUCUGUCAGUCUAUGUCUGUAUCUCCAUUUUGGAAGUGUUUAACUCUGUGUGUACGUGUGUGUGGUGUGUGUGUAUCAGGUGGAAGAUGCUGUGCCUUCUCCCCUGAUGGGAAGGCCUUAGCGGUGGGCCUCAAUGAUGGUAGUUUCCUGGUGGUGAACUCUGACACCCUGGAGGACCUGGUGUCCUUCCAUCACAGGAAGGAGUCUAUUUCUGACGUCAGGUUUUCACAAGGUAAACUUUGACAUAGACUGUGUACUAUCAGCCGACUGGAUCACUUAUCAUUGAUAUGUUCAUUCACUGCUGUUUGUAUUUCAUAACACUGAUAAUAUGCAUGGGUAUUUUAUUAGUAUUUUAUUUGAGUUAAACUGUUCCUAAUAUACACUCAUAGAAAAAAGGGUUCCAAAAGGGUUCUUCGGCUGUCCUCAUAGGAUAACCCUUUUUGGUUCCAGGUAGAACCCUUUUUGGUUCCAGGUUGAAUCCUCUGUGAAAAGGGUUCAACCUGGAACCAAAAGGCUUCUACUUGGCACCGAAAAGGGUUCUCCAAAGGGUUCUCCUAUGGGGACAGCCGAAUAACCCUUUUAGGUUCUAGAUAGCACCUUUUUUUCUAAGAGUGUAUUGAGGUUUCACUGAAUAGCAUUAUCACCCACCUGGCUGAGGUGUUGAUCACUGGUUCUAUGGCUUCCUUAGACGCUGGUAAAUACCUCGCUGUAGCCUCUCAUGAUAACUUUGUGGAUAUCUACAAUGUGCUGUCCAGCAAGAGGGUGGGAAUCUGUAAAGGAGCUUCAAGCUAUAUCACUCAUAUAGACUGGGACUCUCGUGGUGAGUUUAUGGUGUAAUUGCCAGAGGAGCAUGAAUACCCCUUAGUAGUCUGUAGGUACAACUUCUAUUUUGUCCUUGGAUUCUGAGAAAGUUAUUUUUUUUAUGUAGGUAAAUUGCUGCAAGUAAAUUCAGGUGCCAAAGAGCAAUUAUUCUUCGAAGCCCCAAGAGGGAAGAGACAAACCAUAAGAAAUUCUGAGGUAAGAGACCCAACUGAGAUUGUCAUUUUUCUCAGCUAGACAUCAAAUAUAAAUGGACACUCCAUGAAAGCAGGAGGCAGUGUUUAACACACUGUGUGUGUGUACGCGCGUUCCUGUUUCCGCCUGUCAGAUAGAGAAGAUGGAGUGGGCUACCUGGACAUGUGUCCUAGGCCCCACCUGUGAGGGGAUCUGGCCCACCCACAGUGACAUCACAGACGUCAAUGCCGCCUCGCUCACCAAAGACAAGAAGCUGCUCGCCACCGGAGACGACUUUGGCUUCCUCAAGCUCUUCAGCUAUCCAGCCAGGGUGCGACAGCUCAGACAGGCACUAGUGUUAAAUUACAUUUUACUCACUUGAACUGAAAUGGAAUUGACCCCAAUGCUGGUACAUGUCUCUGUUGUUGACUCAAGUUGAAUGUUGUCCCUUGGUUCAACUUGGUUCAAUGUUGUCUCUUGGUUCAACUUGGCACUGUCUGCUCCCCCCUCAGGGUCAAUAUGCCCGCUUCAAGAAGUAUGUGGGCCACAGUGCCCAUGUAACUAACGUGCGAUGGGCACAAGAUGACGCCACGCUACUGACGCUGGGCGGAGCUGACACAGCACUGAUGAUUUGGAGCCUGGAGAGAACCGGAGAGGGUCACAGGGAGAACCCUGUGGACAGCGAGGAGUCAGACGAUGACAUUGAGGAGGACGGAGGUAAAAGCCAAGCCUUUAGACUACUGAUCCAUACAGUACAGUAGUAUACAGUAGUACUAUAUACAGUAGUACUUUACAUUUACAUUUUAGUCAUUUAGCAGACGCUCUUAUCCAGAGCGACUUACAGUUAGUGAGUGCAUACAUUUUUCUAACUUGUGGGUGGAAGGUAGCCUAGUGGUUAGAAUGUUGGGCCAGUAACUGAAAGGUCGCUGGUUCGAAUACCCAAGGUGAAAAAUCUGUUGGUGCCCUUGAGCAAGGCACUUAACUCUAAUUUGCACCAGGGGCGCCGUACUACUAUGUCUGACCCUGUACAAAAGCACAUUUCACUGCAACUAUCCUGUGUAUGAAACAUAUAUAUUAAUUUUUACAACUCUCUCACAAUCUACUCUCAGAACUCCCAUAGAACAUUCUCAACAAACACACACAAAGCUAUCCUGAUCAAAUACUACUUUUUACACACUGCUCUAAUUGGCUGAGUCUCUUCCUGUGGGCGUGUCUGUAGGGUAUGACAGUGAUGUGGCAAGGGAGAACAGCAUCGACUACACCACUAAGAUCUAUGCUGUCAGCAUCCGGGGUAUGUGUGGCAUCAAACCCCACCAGCAACUGAAGGAGGUGUCACCAGAGGAAAGGUACACCCCCACACCUCUGUCUCUGUCACUUCUCCCUUCCCGCUCGUAUGCCUAAACUGUCCAGCUUCUGUUUAGGGACUGGUUGUUGUCACUCAGUGAUAGAGCUUAAAAAUUAGAGAGUUUCUUGGCCCCUGACCAUUGUGUUGUGUGUAGAUUUGAAACAAUUUAAAGUCUGAGGCAGUGACAAUAAAAAAUGGGUAAGUUUUAUCUGUUAUGUUAGGCCUCAAAAGUCUGUUAAAGUCUUGAUCGUAAUCAGGCUGCCAUCACCUUCCAACGCUAUUUGAUUAUCUCUACAGGAAUGCUUAUAGAGUCCUCUGGUGUCAGAAACAGGAACUGCACCUGUCUUUUUUGUAAGUUAAAAAAGACUUAGUUUACCAGUACACAGCUACUUGAGUAUAAUUAACAUCUACAGUAUUUAUCCUUUUGUAAAGCCUCAGAGGUGGUCAUUGUAGGGUUGACAUGGAUAUAGAGUUUGGUCUUGCUUUUUUAUGAUACAGAGUGAGUUGACUUUUACUGCUUAGCUGACAGCAUUUGAAGUGUAAGGGAAGACUGCGUGGGGUUUGUUUUCAUGUUAGACUAUUUCAAAUAGAAUAUGAGGCCUGAUUUAAUUUGAUAGACAUUAUAGACUACUCUUUACUUAUCUGUACUACUUGCAUUAAAAAAAUAGACAUUUUAUGCUCAUAGAAAGAUCUUUAUCACCAUUUCCAUAUUAUGUCUUUCUGCACUUUGAGUGUACAUGUGUACCAUAUGUGUUCUCUCUAAUACUCUCUCUCUCUAUUCACCUCUGUUGCUAUGAUACUGUGGAUUGUCCUUUGCAUGUAUUGUGGAUGUAGCCCAUUGAUAUUGUAUGCUGUGUGCAUGUUUAUGUGUGGUCCAUCUAUCUGUGGAUUGUUGGGUGUACAUGUUUGGGUUGUAAUCUAUGUGGUGUCACAGUAUGAGAUUGCAUGUACUUGUGGCUUUGGUGGAAUCUUGUCAAAGUAUUGCACAAUGUUAUGUGCAUGUGUAGCAGGAGUGCUCUCUCGAGCUUCAGUGUGAUAUCUGUUGCUAUGAUACCGAUAUGUUGUUUAUACAGAACAUAUACAGUAUCAUUGGUAUGAUCUCAGUUGCUUUGAGACUGUAUAAAGUAUAUAUUGCCACAUCCAUAUAACUGGCUAAUCAGCUAUGUGCAGCUAGGGGAAGUCAAAAAUAUAGUGUGUAAAUGGCAUGCAUAGCCCGAGGAGACAAUGAUUGAUUUCUGUCAAAGCCGAAGGAUGCGUUGCCGCAAAUUGAAUUCUAAGCCCUAAAAUUAAUAUUAUUUACCAUGACACUCCCCACUAUUCUGCAUCAUUGUCACAUAUAGCAGUGCUGUUACGUAUGGAGGACUUUGACUUUGCCCUCUGUGCGUUCUCUUUUAUAGAAUGUGUAGAAUAACAUUUCCCAAUGAUACAACAUCACAGAAUGACAGGAAACAUGAAAUAGUUACAGAACAUGAACCAGUGAAGAACCAAUCAUAUGCGUUCUUCCAUUUUGUAGAAUGUUAUGAAUUUGUAAGUGCAUAACAUCCUGUUCAAUCUCUUUAAUAUCUCUAUUGUUAUGCUGUUCAAUCUCUUUAAUAUCUCUAUUGUUAUGCUGUUCAAUCUCUUUAAUAUCUCUAUUGUGUUUUAACUUGCAUUCCUUUGGAGGCAGGGCAUUGUCAAGUAAGUAUGACCUAUGCAUACGUUCUGUGUUAGCUAUGGGAUGUGGGUGGUAUUUCCAUACACUGGUUGUGCAGAGAUGAGGAUAGUAGUAGAGUGAGUAGGGAGAAUAUCUACCAUUCAGUAGAGUAUAUGGUGUUGUUAUUUUAAUCCAGGGAUUUCAACAGAAUGGACAUUUUUUCCAUGUUUUUCUUUUUAUGACCGUACGUACUUUACAUUUUAUCCAAAAAUGUUUGUUCAUUCACUGAUCUCCUAUAAUGGUACUACAGGAAGCAGUUCUGAAAAACCCGAAUUUUCUAGUCAUCUAUUUCUCUGGACUCUGGGCAUAAUCUCCCUUAGCCCAUGGGUCUCAAUAUCACUCAUCUUGCUCAAAAUCUGGUCAACGUGAAGUUAUGUAAAUUGCACGAGUAAGACAUUUUAUUUGAUAUCAGUUUUGUGUCAUUUGUAUCACAAUUUAUUUUGUAGAGAGCACUCCGAGUACAGUAACGAUCUACCAAGUGACGCUGGAGGAGACUUUCUUUCUUUCUUUCUUUCUUUCUUUCUUUCUUUCUUUCUUUCUUUCUUUCUUUCUUUCUUCUUUCUUUCUUUCUUUCUUUCUUUCUUUCUUUCUUUCUUUUUUUUUUUCUUUCUUUCUCUUUCUCUCUACCUCUCUUUUCCUCUUCUCCUCUCGUGGAGCCCCAGACAUCACAGGACAUUGUUUUCCCAUAACCCCUUGGGGGAUGAGAUCGAGGCACUGACGCAUUUCUCUCUUCCUGUGCCCCUCCUCCUCCUCCUCUCAUAGGAGCUCUAUUGCACAGUUUGCACAGGGACCCCAGGGUAUGACCCCCUCCCCUUAUCGCUCUGUAGACUGGUGCACUCUCUCAUUCCACACUUCUCCUCCGAGCUGUCUCUCUCUCUCUUUCUAGCAUGCUGACAGUAGGCUGACAGUCAGAGCAUGGUGUGCAGCAGCCAGGAAUGAUGGCUAAUAGCUCUCCAGGUUGCUUUUUGCAUGAGCAUAGAGCCUUUAUAGCUAUACUGAGUCCCCUCGGACUCCGACCUGCGUCCUCUAAACCUCUCACUUGGUUCUGUCCACUGCUCUCAAGGGGAUCCAGGUAAAGUGGGCUACUUGUGUCUAUCACACUGUGUGUGUACACUGUGGCUUCAGGUCCACGUGUUUCUCUGUGAUGUUCUGACGUUCUGUAUGUUUGUUCUUGCAUGGUGGCAGUCAGCUCAUCUCAUUCCCAUCUGAUCAGAACUGCAUGUUUGCAUCCAGACUGCAGAGUUUCACACCCAGUGGGGCUUUUUUUCCAUCUUCUCUUUCCUGUUCAGAUCGAGACAUGGAGCUAGGCAGCAUCCCUCUAUGAUCCUACAAUCCUAGCUCAGCAUGAACAUUUUACAAUCAGUCCGCAGGAGUUAGUUACUACACUACUACAGAUAUUGAAUCUGUGGUGUUAUGUGGCAACACUAAACUCUGAUAUGCUGAUUGAACUCAUUUCAGAGCACAUAGACACUGAUAAUAUUGUUAAAACACAUGGGGAAGAGGGAGUCUGAUUGCUGAAUGAAACAGGAGAAAGUAGAUGUUGGAAAUAUUAGCUCCCUGCCAUGCAAGAUCAUCCAAACAAUGCUGGUUAAAUGCUGUUCAGACAAACAGAGAAGAACGGUAGUGUCUGUCAGCUGUAAGGAGUGUAAACUAUGUUUGUGAUCACAGCUAUUACCUUUGGGCUAGUGCCAGUGAGCUGGAACCUUAUCUUGUAAGACACGGCUGUAGUUAUACCAGGCUAUUGCACACAGUGGCAGUGCUGUAUAACUAAUGCUUCUGCAUCGUCAUUGCACUGUUCAACCUCCUGUGGGAUUUCAACCUCCAAGGUCUUCUUCAAUAUGUGUUUCCCUGUUAACUUGUAGACUCUCUGUCUGUGUGGGUACGCCCGGGAGCAUGCACACAUUUCCGUGAACCUUUGACAAGGAGCAAUAACUUAAUAACUUAUAUUCUUUCUUUAAUGGCCCUGUGUUUUUGUGUCAACUAUCAAUAGUAUUGAUAUGUCAGAUGUUUUACAUGGUCAGACUGUUAACCCGUGAGAGUGACCAUGGACCUCAGGUCUCAGCCAGGACACAUCACUGUGGUAACCAACACCACCUAGGAAAUCUAAUUUUCCAACACAUCCAAUGACUUCAUUUUUAAGGAGAGUGGAAUUCCACUCACUUUAAAGGAGCAAUCUGCGAUUGCUACAUCAACUGCAGAUUGCCCCUUUUUAAGUAUUUUUAUUUUAUAGGGAGAGAUUUCAAUGAGGGGGAGACAGAGAGGGAAAUACAGGGAAGGCUUCACUGAGAGGCAGGGGCAGAUGUGAUGCAUGUAGCAGUGUAGAGCUCCUAGAGACUGACUCAGAGACUGAGUGGAAUUGUAUUCUGUGGCUCACUGUGGCUCAUUGCCAUUCAUGUUAAAUGUGGCCUCAGCCAACUGGUGUAAUGUGUCAUUAUUGGUGUGAUCCUUAUGUGAAAGUUGACGCUUGUUAACAUUGUGAAUGUGAUGUGCCCACCUUGGUGACAUGUGUGCAGCGGCUGGCCAAAAUUCAUAAAUGUGGAAAAUGUCAGUGAUGUAUGCAAUUUUAUAUGUAGCACUGAAUCUGUCUGUAGAUAUUGUGUUAUAUGUACUGUGUGUGUGUCAUGAGGCACACUGAAUGUUUGUGUAUUAUAAACAGUAAAGCAUAUCAUGAGUGAUGAACAAACAAUGAUGUACUGUAGCAAUGCUUAACAAUGUUUAUAUUCAGAGUGAUGACUGAUUGCAGCUGUUUUGUUCUCUCUGAGUUCCUCAAGCUGUAGUUUAUUCCAUAGAUCUUUUCUAUCUCACAAUCUCUCUUUUCUAUCUCACAAUCUCUCUUUUCUAUCUCACAAUCUCUCUUUUCUAUCUCACAAUCUCUCUUUUCUUUCUCACAAUCUCUCUUUUCUUUCUCACAAUCUCUCUUUUCUUUCUCACAAUCUCUCUUUUCUUUCUCACAAUCUCUCUUUUCUAUCUCACAAUCUCUCUUUUCUAUCUCACAAUCUCUCUUUUCUAUCUCACAAUCUCUCUUUUCUUUCUCACAAUCUCUCUUUUCUUUCUCACAAUCUCUCUUUUCUUUCUCACAAUCUCUCUUUUCUUUCUCACAAUCUCUCUUUUCUUUCUCACAAUCUCUCUUUUCUUUCUCACAAUCUCUCUUUUCUUUCUCACAAUCUCUCUUUUCUUUCUCACAAUCUCUCUUUUCUUUCUCACAAUCUCUCUUUUCUUUCUCACAAUCUCUCUUUUCUUUCUCACAAUCUCUCUUUUCUUUCUCACAAUCUCUCUUUUCUUUCUCACAAUCUCUCUUUUCUAUCUCACAAUCUCUCUUUUCUAUCUCACAAUCUCUCUUUUCUAUCUCACAAUCUCUCUUUUCUAUCUCACAAUCUCUCUUUUCUAUCUCACAAUCUCUCUUUUCUAUCUCACAAUCUCUCUUUUCUAUCUCACAAUCUCUCUUUUCUUUCUCACAAUCUCUCUUUUCUAUCUCACAAUCUCUCUUUUCUAUCUCACAAUCUCUCUUUUCUUUCUCACAAUCUCUCUUUUCUAUCUCACAAUCUCUCUUUUCUUUCUCACAAUCUCUCUUUUCUAUCUCACAAUCUCUCUUUUCUAUCUCACAAUCUCUCUUUUCUUUCUCACAAUCUCUCUUUUCUAUCUCACAAUCUCUCUUUUCUAUCUCACAAUCUCUCUUUUCUUUCUCACAAUCUCUCUUUUCUUUCUCACAAUCUCUCUUUUCUUUCUGUUUUUGUUUCUAUCUCUCUCGUGUCAGACUAGACAGACAUUUUAUAACUUGGUCUAAUCUAUCCUUAAUAGGGCACAGCAAUGCCACAUAAUGAAAUCGCUCUGAGAAAACGUGACGUGGGUUUUUUGAAGUUCUGUGGUACACAUGUUAAAAUACUGUAUCUGUCCAAUAUAUCUGCUGUGUGAGGUACUAUCUGUUUACUCACUGCAGGCCUCCUGUUAGCCGAGCUGCUCCCCAACCAGAGAAGCUGCAGAAGAACAACAUCACCAAAAAGAAGAAGCUUGUCGAGGUUUGUUUCACGGUGGUGUUGAUGUUUACUCUGAAUAACUCUGAUGUCAUACUCAACACGUUACAAAAUCACAUCAAAUCAAAUUGUAUUGGUCACAUACACAUAUUUAGCAGAUGUUAUUGCGGGUGUCACGAAAUGCUUGUAGCAUGUUACAUUUUUAACUGUUUCUUUUUUAAUGAACCGUUGUUGGGUACGUUUGGUGCGCUGUGGGAUGUGAUUGGUCGGUGAUGUGUGUACUUCCAGGACCUGGUGCUGGACCACGUGUUUGGGUUCAGGGGCUUCGAUUGUCGUAACAACCUUCACUACCUCAACGACGGCGCCGACAUCGUCUUCCACACAGCAGCCACGGCCAUGGUGCACAGCCUCUCCACCGGUACAGCUACACGUUCUCACUUUUGCUUUUGGAUACCAUCUGCCACAUUGACUUCAGGCCUUGUGAUUUGAAAGGCGUGUACAUGAUAAGAUGAAGAUGAACUCUGUUGCUAUUUCUCCUCAGGGACUCAGAGUUUCUACUUGGAACAUACAGACGACAUCCUCUGUUUGACCAUCAAUCAACAUCCUAAAUACAAAAAUGUAAUCGCUACAGGACAGAUUGGUAUGUACUGUUCUGCAGUGAAUGAACGUUUCAUUUUAUUGUAGUUACAUGUUUAUGUAUUUUGCAUGUACUUGUAUGUACUUAUCCAUAGCAUUUGUGUGUGGGUAUAUGAGAGAGAGAGAGAGAGAGAGAGAGAGAGAGAGAGAGAGCGAGAGAGAGUCAGGGAGAUAGGAUCAGAGAGACAGACGGAGAUAGAGAGAGCUCGCUCCCUAUCGGCUCUCAUAGAGAGAGAUAGAGAGAGAGAGAGAGAGACAUUGAAUGCCCAUGUUUAGCCUUAUCUUCUUAGCUUCUCAACAUCCUAAAUACAAAAAUGUAAUCGCUACAGGACAGAUUGGUAUGUACUGUUCUGCAGUGAAUGAACGUUUCAUUUUAUUGUAGUUACAUGGUUAUGUCUUAGCAUGACUUGUAUGUACUUGUCCAGUAUCAUUUAGUGUUGUUAAUGUUAAAUGUAUCUCUGCAGCUCUUGUAUGCUCUUAUCCAUCUCUCUUCUUCGUGUCUUGAGUUCUCUCUCUCUGCUCUCUCUCAUAAUCGGCUUCGUAGAUGACGGGGUAGUGCGAGGAUGUGAGACCGCAUCGUAACUGGGUCGUCUCUGGCGCUCUACUGAGAUCGUUCGAGAAAUGUCGAUCAUCUCGUGAGCUCUUACAUGACUACAGUCAUGCAAGAUCUCCUGUCAGAAUGAUGCAUCCUUCCCUAUGUACAUCAUCCCUGUUUAGUCCCUUAUCCUAUUAGCAUUUUUCUGGGCCUUUUUUGGGGACUUGUUCAGUCUGCAUUGACACAUUUAAAUGUUGUUUGUUGCUAGAAUGAGUUUUUAUGGGUGCUUAAUAUCAUGGCCCUCAGCAGCAUCUGAGAAGGCACUCACUUUACAUUUCAUUUGUUCUUUUGCUGCCUAAUUUCCCAUCGAUCACACACCACAGGUGAAGUGACAGACUUGCCAGGUAAACCCCCCCCCCCCCCCCCCCCUCCAGAUUGACCUUUGCAGUGUGCCCUACCGUUAAAAUACCUAUUGGCCGGUUUCCCGGGCACAGAUUAAGCCCAGUCCUGGAAUAAAAAAGCAAACUCAAUGAAAAAAAUGAAAUAAUCUUAAUCUAUGUCGGGGAAACCACCCCAAUAGGUUUACCCUCUUAUUGCUGUUCUCCUGCAGUUUCCCAGUGGCCUGUCCUGUGUUUUCUAUCCUUAGCUUGUCCAGUAGUUAUCCCUCUGUAUUCAACCCUACUUUACUGUCCUUUUUUACCCAGUACUAUAAUACAGCCAAUCAAAUGCCCUGGACAGCUCCAUACUGUAGCCCUGUACACUGGCUCAGACUAUGGUGCUUUUCUCUGUGCUCCAGGCACCACCCCCUCCAUCCACGUGUGGGACGCCAUGAGUAAACAGACACUGUCCAUCCUGCGCUGCUCUCACGCCAAGGGGGUGGCCUACGUCAACUUCAGCGCCACGGGAAAGCUGCUGCUCUCUGUGGGGGUGGAGCCUGAACACACCAUCACUGUUUGGAGCUGGCAGGAAGGUGAGCCAUUCUGCCCCUGGUAAUAUACACUGAGAUGGUGGUAGGCUACAGGUUAGAUUGGUCUGUGCAUUUUUGGGAUCGCUAAUCGUAACAAUGUUGUUAGAUAUCACUCUGUAACUGUAAAUAGCAGGUCGUAGGAGUGUUUGCGCUUGUGUGGGUUCCCCUGUCCAGGUGCUAAAGUGACCAGUAAAGGUGGCCAUCCAGACAGGAUCUUCGUAGUGGAGUUCCGGCCAGACUCGGACUCUCAGUUUGUGUCUGUUGGGAUCAAGCACAUCAAGUUCUGGACGCUGGCUGGAGGCUCUCUCAUGUAUAAGAAGGGAGUGGUGGGCUCAGUGGAGGGCGGCAGGAUGCAGACCAUGCUUUCUGUGGCCUUCGGUGCGGUGAGUAUCGACAAAAUUUGACACUAAACUCUUUAGUCUACCCUAAUGGAUUGGAUUCACCCUAAACUAAUGUAAUCAGCUAUGUUUUCUGUAAUUAAUUUCAGAGAUACAUUAAACGGUUUUGUGAUCCUGACCUUAGGUUUCUCUUCCUGCAGAAUAACCUAACAUUCACGGGUGCCAUAAACGGGGAUGUGUACGUAUGGAAAGACCACUUCCUGCUUCGUGUCGUGGCUAAAGCCCACACCGGGCCAGUGUUCACCAUGUACACCACACUGAGGGACGGCCUCAUCGUCACAGGGGGCAAGGAGAGGCCGUGAGUACCGUACUGCUGCUCAACCAUUUACAGUUUACAUUUUAGUCAUUUAUCAGAUGCUCUUAUCCAGAGCGACUUACAGGAGCAAUUAGGGUUAAGUGUUUUGCUCAAGGGCACAUCGACUGAUUUUUCACCUAGUCGGCUCGGGGAUUUGAAACAGUGACCUUUCAGUUACUGGCCCAAUGCUCUUAACGGGAUAUUUUGGCAAUGAGGCCAUUUAUCUACUAGCAUGCUAGUAGAUACUCAUAGACUUCCAGUCAUUGCGCUAACUACCUCUAAUUUCCUUCAUACUAGACACAGAGACAUAAAGAUGGUAUCCACUAGUUCAUCUGACUCUGGGGAUGUAGAUAAAGAGCCUCACUGCCAAACAUCCUGAAGUAUCCCUUUAACCACUAGUCUACCUGCUACCAAGACCACUGACAAUCCCCUCAUAAUGAUCCCCUUAUAACACUCACCUCCUUGAGACCACACCAUUAAUUCGAACCUAAAGUAACAAGACACACUAGCACCAAAAAUCACAUCUGGAAUUCCACUGGAUUACAUUAAUAAUAGUUCUGAAUCUCAGUUAACACUCUAUCCUCUAUGAUGAUGAUACAUGGAUGAUGAUGAGGAGGAUGAUUAUGAUGGUGUGUGUGCGUGCGUGCACUUUCUCAGUACAAAGGAGGGCGGUGCAGUGAAACUGUGGGACCAGGAGAUGAAGCGUUGCCGAGCGUUCCAGCUGGAGACGGGCCAAACUGUUGAGUGUGUGAGGUCCGUUUGUCGGGGAAAGGUGAGUUCAGCACAGCCAGCAUACACCCCAGUGGGAGAGACUUUUAGCCUACAGCAGAUGUUAAACCUGAAAGCAACUCGCUGAACAUUCCUUUUGGAAAUCAAUAUACUGUAGCGAUAUUAUAUAUUAUAUACAAUUUAUUGAUUUUAAUUGAAUAUCAUAGUCAUUUAGCAGACGCUCUUAUCCAGAGCGACUUACAGGAGCAAUUAGGGUUAAGUGCCUUGCUCAAGGGCGUAUCGACUGAUUUUUCACCUAGUUGGCUCUGGGAUUUGAACCAGCAACUUUUUGGUUACUUGCCCAAUGCUCUUAACCGCCAGACUACCUGCCGCAGCAGAGAAGGUACCCAUUGGAUAGACUAAUGAUUGGACAUGAGAUUAGCAUUCAGAAUUUGUUUCCCUUUAUAAUGGCAAAAUCUAUUUGGUGCUCUUUCAUACUCUUGUUUAUUUUCCCUGUACUGCAACAUAACAUUUUGUUGCAGAGUUGAGAUAUUCAGGUUCAGAGCAGGUAAUGAUGCAUCAAAUACAAUCACUUAUUUUUUCCAUAGAAAAAUGGAUAGCUCAGUCAUUUUGUUUGGAAAUGGCUUUGUUUGCUUUCUUGUGACCUUCCCAUAUUGUAGCAACCUUCAGUAGCUCUUAGCCUACCCAGCAGCUUUAGCCACCUUUACAGUAGUAGUAUUGGAGAUGUGACAUGUUGCUUGAACCAGUCUAUCAUGUCAAGUUUGUAAAGUUUAUAGCUCUAGCACGAUUGAAAUGUAAAGGUAAUUUCCAAUUGAGCCGACAUAUGCAGCGUUUACCAUGAAUGCUGUCUCUGCGAAAGCAGGAACAGUACCUUUAUAUUUCAAUCGCACUAUAGUGCUGAACUUCAGCGAUACGGAUUGAAGCGAGCCCUAAGUCUAUAGCUAGGGUUUUGAAGGGUUCAAAACAUUAACCUUCUUGUGUCCCUGUCUACCAGGGUAAGAUUUUGGUAGGUACAAAGGAUGGUGAGAUCAUUGAGGUGGGAGAGAAGAACGCUGCGUCCAACAUUCUGAUCAACGGUCACAUGCAGGGGGAGAUCUGGGGCCUGGCCACCCACCCCUCUAAAGACCUGUUCAUCUCCGCCAGCGACGAUUGCACCAUCCGCAUAUGGGACCUGGCCGACAAGGUACAGCACAAAUAAAUACUAUGUGUUUCCAAUGGUCUGCUGAGUAGAGAAGUUGUGUUUUGAACUUACAUUGAAUGUCUUAAAUGAUUUAUUGCAGAAACAACUUUUUUGAAUCUCAAAUCUGUGUGAAAUUACGUUUGUGUUCUUGGUUUCCUUUGCACCUGAAUUUAUUUAGUUAACUGUUGAAUGGUAACAUACCGUCCUAUGUCAUGUUUUGUUGUCUACAACCCUGCUGUCUGUUUCCCUGCUAGAAACUGCUGAACAAGGUGAGCCUGGGCCACCCAGCCAAGUGUGCCAGCUACAGUCCCGAUGGGGAGAUGGUGUCUGUGGGCAUGAAGAAUGGGGAGUUCAUCAUCCUCCUCACCAACUCACUCAAGAUGUGGGGCAAGAAACGAGACCGCAGUGCUGCCAUACAGGACAUCAGGUAACAACUGAGGGGACAUAGGAGCUACCUGGAGCCGGGCUCUAGCACUUUGACUAGACUCAUGUCCAUAUCCUGGCAGUAACCCUAGCAUCAACCCUAACCCUAUCUUCAUGUCCACAUCCUGGCAGUGACCUUAGCAUCAACCAUAACCCUAGCUUCAUGUCCACAUCCUGGCAGUGACCUUAGCAUUAACCAUAACCCUAGCUUCAUGUCCACAUCCUGGCAGUGACCUUAGCAUCAACCAUAACCCUAGACUCAUGUCCAUAUCCUGGCAGUGACCUUAGCAUUAACCAUAACCCUAGCUUCAUGUCCACAUCCUGGCAGUGACCUUAGCAUCAACCAUAACCCUAGCUUCAUGUCCACAUCCUGGCAGUGACCUUAGCAUCAACCCUAACCCUAGCUUCAUGUCCACAUCCUGGCAGUGACCUUAGCAUCAACCAUAACCCUAGCUUCAUGUCCACAUCCUGGCAGUGACCUUAGCAUCAACCAUAACCCUAGCUUCAUGUCCACAUCCUGGCAGUGACCUUAGCAUCAACCAUAACCCUAGCUUCAUGUCCACAUCCUGGCAGUGACCUUAGCAUCAACCAUAACCCUAGCUUUAUGUCCACAUCCUGGCAGUGACCUUAGCAUCAACCAUAACCCUAGCUUCAUGUCCACAUCCUGGCAGUGACCUUAGCAUCAACCAUAACCCUAGCUUCAUGUCCACAUCCUGGCAGUGACCUUAGCAUCAACCAUAACCCUAGCUUCAUGUCCACAUCCUGGCAGUGACCUUUGCAUCAACCAUAACCCUAGCUUCAUGUCCACAUCCUGGCAGUGACCUUAGCAUCAACCAUAACCCUAGCUUCAUGUCCACAUCCUGGCAGUGACCUUAGCAUCAACCAUAACCCUAGACUCAUGUCCACAUCCUGGCAGUGACCUUAGCAUCAACCAUAACCCUAGCUUCAUGUCCACAUCCUGGCAGUAACCCUAACCCUAGUAUCAACCCUAACUCUUACAUCAACCCUAACCCUAGCUUCAUGUCCACAUCCCAAUUCAACCCUAGGUCGAACAUAUACAGAUUAACCCAAUGUAAUGAUUAUAUCAAGCGGCGUUAGGAAAUAAAUAAAUUCAUUGAUAAUGACUAGCACCGUUGCUAACUAGCAACGCUGGCCCCAUUUUCGCAAAGAGUUAUGGGAUAUUAGAACCCUGUUGUCUUAACCUUUGUCAUCUUCAACCUAGGUUCAACCCUAACCACAACCUGAACCCUAUCCUUAUUACUAACCCUAGCCUCAACCACAACCCAACCCUAGCUUCAACCACAACCCUAACCCUAGCUUCAACCACAACCCUAACCCUAGCCUCAACCACAACCCUAACCCUAGGCUCAACCCUAGCCUCAACCACAACCCUAACCCUAGCUUCAACCACAACUCUAACCUCAGCUAGAACCCUAACCCUCAACCACAACCCUAAUCCUAGCCUCCACCACAACCCUAACCCUAGCUUCAACCCAACCCUAACCCUAGCCUGAACCUCAACCCUCACCCUCCACCACAACCCUAACUGCAACCACAGCCCUAACCCAACCCCUAGCCUCAGCCACAACCUUAACCCUAGCCUCAACCCCAACCCUCACCCUCCACCACAACCCUAACCCUAAUUUUUUGCAUUGAUCUCAGGGAGGUGAAAGGACGAUGCACAAUAAAGAAAACGUACAAUAAAUACAGUUUCUAUGGUUGUCUAUGAUAUUUAAUAUAUGCAUGCUCAUCUUGAUUAAUACUGUUUUGAAAAUGUUUUAUUCCUUAUUCCUUUUAUUAUCUACAUGAUCCCUUAUAGAUGGUUAUAAACUCAUUUAUUGUGUGACAUAUAUUUAUUAGAAUUGUCUUUUACAUUACAGCCCUUUAUCUCCCAGGGCUUUGUCUUCCAGCACUUAGAAAUGUGUUUGUAUAUGUAUCCCUCCAUCCAUUUAUUUAUUAAAGCAUCAAUCCCUUGUAGAUUUUAAUAACAGAGUCCCUUCAUGGUCCUAGAUACCCACUCAGACCAUCAUUUCAGGAACAGGAAAUAGCCUACCUACUUUUACCAUCUAGUGAAUUUUAAAAGGUACUAUACCGGCAUCACAGGUCUUCAGGAUGCCAUCAAGUGUAAUUUAAUAGGUACUAUACCGGCAUCACAGGUCUUCAGGAUGCCAUCUAGUUAAUUUAAUAGGUACUAUACCGGCAUCACAGGUCUUCAGGAUGCCAUCUAGUUAAUUUAAUAGGUACUAUACCGGCAUCACAGGUCUUCAGGAUGCCAUCAAGUGUAAUUUAAUAGGUACUAUACCGGCAUCACAGGUCUUCAGGAUGCCAUCUAGUUAAUUUAAUAGGUACUAUACCGGAGUCACAGGUCUUCAGGAUGCCAUCUAGUGUAGUUUAAUAGGUACUAUACCGGAGUCACAGGUCUUCAGGAUGCCAUCUAGUGUAGUUUAAUAGGUACUAUACCGGAGUCACAGGUCUUCAGGAUGCCAUCUAGUGUAAUUUAAUAGGUACUAUACCGGAGUCACAGGUCUUCAGGAUGCCAUCUAGUGUAGUUUAAUAGCUACUAUACCGGAGUCACAGGUCUUCAGGAUGCCAUCUAGUGUAGUUUAGUAGGUACUAUACCGGAGUCACAGGUCUUCAGGAUGCCAUCUAGUGUAGUUUAAUAGCUACUAUACCGGAGUCACAGGUCUUCAGGAUGCCAUCUAGUGUAGUUUAAUAGCUACUAUACCGGAGUCACAGGUCUUCAGGAUGCCAUCUAGUGUAGUUUAAUAGGUACUAUACCGGAGUCACAGGUCUUCAGGAUGCCAUCUAGUGUAGUUUAAUAGGUACUAUACCGGAGUCACAGGUCUUCAGGAUGCCAUCUAGUGUAGUUUAAUAGGUACUAUACCGGAGUCACCGGUCUUCAGGAUGCCAUCUAGUGUAGUUUAAUAGGUACUAUCUGAGUCAGUAGAAUUCUUUAUAGCAUUAUAUUGGAGGGGCACACAAUAAUAGGCCUGCACACCACAAGACAAACCAGUAUUUUUUUAACCCUACACUAACUCAAAACCUAACCCUAGCCUCAACCACAACCCUAGUCUCAACCAUAACCCUAGCUUCAACCAUAACCCUAGCUUCAACCACAUCCCUAGUCUCAACCAUAACCCUAGCUUCAACCACAACCCUAGCCUCAACCAUAACCCUAGCUUCAACCACAACCCUAGUCUCAACCAUAACCCUCAAACACAACCCUAACCCUAGCCUCAACCACAACCCUAACAACCCUCCACCACAACCCUAACCCUCAACCACAACCGUAGCCUCAACCACAACCUUAGCCUCAACCACAACCGUAGCCUCAACCACAACCGUAGCCUCAACCACAACCCUCAACCACAACCCUAACCCUAGCCUCAACCACAACCCUAACAACCCUCCACCACAACCCUAACCCUAGCCUCCACCACAACCCUAACCCUCAACCACAACCGUAGCCUCAACCACAACCUUAGCCUCAACCACAACCUUAGCCUCAACCACAACCGUAGCCUCAACCACAACCGUAGCCUCAACCACAACCGUAGCCUCAACCACAACCUUAGCCUCAACCCUAACCCUCAACCACAACCCUAACAGUGCUUCAUGUCCACAUCCCGGUUCAAACCUAACCCUAGCCUCAACCCUAACCCAAGCUUCAUGUCCACAUCCCUGUUCAACCUUAACCCUCAACCACAAACCUAACUUGAAUUUGGCAUAACUCUAACUGUAGCCUUAUGUUCAACCCUGGCUCAACCCUAAUCCCAAAAUAUGGCUCCCCCAAAUCUGAAUUCCCAAUUUAACCCCUGGUUACAACCAAGGAAACAACUAAGUAAAAUUAAAGAGCUGAAUUUGUCAAACUCUUGAGACUCAUUUAAAUGGUAUUGGGUCAGUUAAAGACCAGUCAAUUACAUUUUUAUUAUGAGGAUGUCUGUGUGGUCCAAUGUCAUAUAUACAUUACGUACAGUAUGUCUAUUCUGUGACCCUCUCAGGUUUAGUCCAGACAAACACCUCCUGGCAGUGGGCUCAGUGGAGAGUACGGUUGACUUGUAUGACCUUACAUUGGGCCCCACACUCAACCGCGUGGGUUACUGUAAGGACAUCUCCAGUUUUGUUAUCCAGAUGGACUUCUCUGCCGACAGCAGGUUCAUCGAGGUAUGCCACACUGACCGUGAUGUAGAAUACAGCUGGAGGGGUUUUAAAAACAGACUGAGUCUUGUUGUUGUAACAAGCCAUUGGGGUUUUGAUAGGCUGACAUACAUACUGUAUUUUCUAAACUGCACACAAAAUAGAUGGUGGAAUGAGGUCCAUUUUCUUUUGCUGUCAUGGUCAUUAUGUUUGAGUUGUAAAUAAUAAUAAUAAGAAGAAAAUAGGCUUUUAUUAGACUAUCGUGUCGGGCACUUCCUUAUUGUAGAUCGGUGCUUGAUUCAGUGUUGUCUUUUUAACACAGAUCAUGUUGCAGAGUGUAUUCUCACCAUGAUGGACACUCAUAUAUCCAUUCCAAAGCUUGCUGGGAGUGGAAAACACCUAUAUUUAGACUCACACAUAUAUGGCAGGCAGGUCAUAAUCGUUUAUAGCCAAGUCCCCUUCUAGUUAACAGUAGCCUGGAGCUGCCCCAAAGUAACCUCACAGGCUUCAGUGUGCUAAAAAGGAACCCUAUCUGAGGUAUUCCUAUAGACUCAGACCCAUUCCUUGCUGUUAUGGAAAGCCUUACCCCUUUUCUGGAAUGUCGCUGUGACUGCCACAUGAUGACCAGAGAAAGAGUAAGAUGGUGACUUGGCCUUCUAAAUUUAACCUGCCCUCAGCGUACAAUUACAAGUACAAAAUGUAACUGUGCCUUGAAGGGGGCAGAGGGAGAGCACCGAAGGGGAGGGACCAAUAUAGUUCACCAAGGUCCUCCUGUAAUUUUAAGUUAUAUAAUGGAGUAACCUCAUUACAAUUUCAUUGUAAAUCCAUAUUUUGGUUGAUUAAAAGCACAACAAUUAACAUGAAGUAGUGAUGAGGCUUCUAUGUCUUUAACACAUUUGUAAUAUGGAAAAUGAUAUGCCACUUUCUUUUUUUUCCUUCCUAGCUGUGCAGACUGAGCUGUGCAGACAGUGCUGGUAGAUACAGUGCCUUCAGAAAGUAUUCACACCCCUUGACUUUUUCCACAUUUUGUUGUGUUACAGCCUGAAUUUAAAAUUGAUUAAAUUGAUAUUUUGUGUCACUGGCCUACACACUAUACCUCAAUGUCAGUGUAAUUAUGUUUUUAGAAAUGUUAACACAUUUUAUUAAAAAUGAAACGCUGAAAUGUCGAGUCAAUAAGUAUUCAAUCCAUUAUGGCAAGCCUAAAUAAGUUCAGGUGUAAAAAUGUGCUUAACAAGUCACAUAUGUUGCAUGUACUCACUAUGUGUGCAAUAAUAGUGUUUAACAUGAUUUUUGAAUGACUACCUCAUCUCUGUACCCCACGCAUACAAUUAUCUGUAAGGUCCCUCAGUCGAGCAGUGAAUUUCAAACACAAAGACCAGGGAGGUUUUCCAAUGCCUCGCAAAGAAGGGCGCCUAUAGGUAGACGGGUAAAAUAAAAUAAAAACAGACAUUGAAUAUCCCUUUGAGCAUGUUGAAGUUAUUAAUUACACUUUGGAUGGUGUAUAAAUACACCCAGUCACUACAAAGAUACAGGCGUCCUUCCUAACUCAGUUGUCAGAGAGGAAGUAAACCUCUCAGGGAUUUCACCAUGAGGCCAAUGGUGACUAUAAAACAGUUACAGUAAGGGAAAAAAGUAUUUGAUCCCCUGCUGAUUUUGUACGUUUGCCAACUCACAAAGACAUGAUCAGUCUAUAAUUUUAAUGGUAGGUUUAUUUGAACAGUGAGAGACAGAAUAACAACAAAUAAAUCCAGAUAAACGCAUGUCAAACAUGUUAUAAAUUGAUUUGCAUUUUAAUGAGGGAAAUAAGUAUUUGACCCCUAUGCAAAACAUGACUUAGUACUUGGUGGAAAAACCCUUGUUGGCAAUCACAGAGGUCAGACGUUUCUUGUAGUUGGCCACCAGAUUUGCACACAUCUCAGGAGGGAUUUUGUUCCACUCCUCUUUGCAGAUCUUCUCCAAGUCAUUAAGGUUUCGAGGCUGACAUUUGGCAACUCGAACCUUCAGCUCCCUCCACAGAUUUUCUAUGGGAUUAAGGUCUGGAGACUGGCUAGGCCACUCCAGGACCUUAAUGUGCUUCUUCUUGAGCAACUCCUUUGUUGCCUUGGCCGUGUGUUUUGGGUCAUUGUCAUGCUGGAAUACCCAUCCACGACCCAUUUUCAAUGCCCUGGCUGAGGGAAGGAGGUUCUCACCCAAGAUUUGACGGUACAUGGCCCCGUCCAUCGUCCCUUUGAUGCGGUGAAGUUGUCCUGUCCCCUUAGCAGAAAAACACCCCCAAAGUAUAAUGUUUCCACCUCCAUGUUUGACGGUGGGGAUGGUGUUCUUGAGGUCAUAGGCAGCAUUCCUCCUCCUCCAAACACGGCGAGUUGAGUUGAUGCCAAAGAGCUCGAUUUUGGUCUCAUCAGACCACAACACUUUCACCCAGUUCUCCUCUGAAUCAUUCAGAUGUUCAUUGGAAAACUUCAGACGGCCCUGUAUAUGUGCUUUCUUGAGCAGGGGGACCUUGCGGGUGCUGCAGGAUUUCAGUCCUUCACGGCGUAGUGUGUCACCAAUUGUUUUCUUGGUGACUAUGGUCCCAGCUGCCUUGAGAUCAUUGACAAGAUCCUCCCGUGUAGUUCUGGGCUGAUUCCUCACCGUUCUCAUGAUCAUUGCAACUCCACAAGGUGAGAUCUUGCAUGGAGCCCCAGGCCGAGGGAGAUUGACAGUUAUUUUGUGUUUCUUUCGCAAAUAAUCGCACCAACUCUUGUCACCUUCUCACCAAGCUGCUUGGCGAUGGUCUUGUAGCCCAUUCCAGCCUUGUGUAGGUCUACAAUCUUGUCCCUGACAUCCUUGGAGAGCUCUUUGGUCUUGGCCAUUGUGGAGAGUUUGGAAUCUGAUUGAUUGAUUGAUUGCUUCUGUGGGCAGGUGUCUUUUAUACAGGUAACAAGCUGAAAUUAGGAGCACUCCCUUUAAGAGUGUGCUCCUAAUCUCAGCUCGUUACCUGUAUAAAAGACACCUUGGAGCCAGAAAUCUUUCUGAUUGAGAGGGGGUCAAAUACUUAUUUCCCUCAUUGAACAUUGAACAUUUUUGACAUGCGUUUUUCUGGAUUUUUAUGUUGUUAUUCUGUCUCUCACUGUUCAUAUAAACCUACCAUUAAAAUUAUAGACUGAUCAUUUCUUUGUCAGUGGGCAAACGUACAAAAUCAGGGAUCAAAUACUUUUUUCCUCACUGUAGUUUAAUGGCUGUGAUAGGAGAAAACUGAGGAUGGAUCAACAACAUUGUAGUUACUCCACAAUACUAAACUAAAUGACAGAGUGAGAAGAAGGAAGCCUGUACAUAAUAAAAAUAUCCCAAAACAUGCAUCCUGUAUGCAACAAGGCACUAAAGUAAAACCGCCAAAAAUGUGGCAAAGAAAAUGAACUUCAUGUCCUGAAUACAAAAGCGUUAUGUUUGGGGAAAAUCCAAUACAACACUGAGUACCACUCUUCAUAUUUUCAAGCAUGGUGGUGGCUGCAUCAUGUUAUGGGUAUGCUUGUCAUCUACAAGGCCUAGGGAGUUUUUUAGGAUAAAAAGAAACAGAAUAGAGCUAAGCACAGGCAAAAUCCUAGAGGAAAACCUGGUUCAGUCUGCUUUCCUACAAUCAAUUUCAAUCAAUUUUAUUUUAUAUAGCCCUUCUUACAUCAGCUAAUAUCUCGAAGUGCUGUACAGAAACCCAGCCUAAAACCCCAAACAGCUAGUAAUGCAGGUGUAGAAGCACGGUGGCUAGGAAAAACUCCCUAGAAAGGCGAAAACCUAGGAAGAAACCUAGAGAGGAACCAGGCUAUGAGGGGUGGCCAGUCCUCUUCUGGCUGUGCCGGGUGGAGAUUAUAACAGAACCAUGCCAAGAUGUUCAAAAAUGUUCAUAAGUGACAAGCAUGGUCAAAUAAUAAUCAGGAAUAAAUCUCAGUUGGCUUUUCAUAGCCGAUCAUUAAGAGUUGAAAACAGCAGGUCUGGGACAGGUAGGGGUUCCAUAACCGCAGGCAGAACAGUUUAAACUGGAAUAGCAGCAAGGCCAGGCGGACUGGGGACAGCAAGGAGUCACCACGGCCGGUAGUCCCGACGUAUGGUCCUAGGGCUCAGGUCUCUCAGUUGGCUUUUCAUAGCCGAUCAUUAAGAGUUGAAAACAGCAGGUCUGGGACAGGUAGGGGUUUCGUAGCCGCAGGCAGAACAGUUGAAACUGGAAUAGCAGCAAGGCUAGGCGGACUGGGGACAGCAAGGUGUCAUCAUGCCCGGUAGUCCUGACGUAUGGUCCUAGGGCUCAGGUUCUCAGAGAGAAAGAGAGAACGAGAGAAUUAGAGAGAGCAUACUUAAAUUCACACAGGACACUGGAUAAGACAGGAGAAGUACUCCAGGUAUAACCAACUAACCCCAGCCCCCCGACACAUAAACUACUGCAGCAUAAAUACUGGAGGCUGAGACAGGAGCGGUCCGGAGACACUGUGGCCCCAUCCGAAGAAACCCCCGGACAGGGCCAAACAGGAAGGAUAUAACCCCACCCACUCCGCCAAAGCACAGCCCCCGCACCACUAGAGGGAUAUCCCCAACCACCAACUUACAAUCCUGAGACAAGGCCGAGUAUAGCCCACAGAGGUCUCCACCACAGCACAAACCAAGGGGGGGGCGCCAACCCAGACAGGAAGAUCACGUCAGUAACUCAACCCACUCAAGUGACGCACCCCUCCCAGGGACGGCAUGAAAGAGCACCAGCAAGCCAGUGACUCAGCCCCUGCAACAGGGUUAGAGGCAGAGAACCCCAGUGGAGAGGGGAACCGGCCUGGCAGAGACAGCAAGGGCUGUUCGUUGCUCCAGCCUUUCCGUUCACCUUCACACUCCUGGGCCAGACUACACUCAAUCAUAUGACCUACUGAAGAGAUAAGUCUUCAGUAAAGACUUAAAGGUUGAGACCGAGUCUGCGUCUCUCACAUGGGUAGGCAGACUGUUCCAUAAAAAUGGAGAUCUAUAGGAGAAAGCCCUGCCUCCCGCUGUUUGCUUAGAAAUUCUAGGGACAAUUAGGAGGCCUGCGUCUUGUGACCGUAGCGUACGUAUUGGUAUGUACGGCAGGACCAACUCGGAAAGAUAGGUAGGAGCAAGCCCAUGUAACGCUUUAUAGGUUAACAGUAAAACCUUGAAAUCAGCCCUUGCCUUAACAGGAAGCCAGUGUAGGGAAGCUAGCACUGGAGUAAUAUGAUAAAAUUUCUUGGUUCUAGUCAGGAUUCUAGCAGCCGUAUUUAGCACUAACUGAAGUUUAUUUAGUGCUUUAUCCGGGUAGCCGGAAAAUAGAGCAUUGCAGUAGUCUAACCUAGAAGUAACAAAUGCAUGGAUUAAUUUUUCUGCAUCAUUUUUGGACAGAACAUUUCUGAUUUUUGCAAUGUUACGUAGAUGGAAAAAAGCUGUCCUUGAAACAGUCUUGAUAUGUUCGUCAAAAGAGAGAUCAGGGUCAAGAGUAACGCCUAGGUCCUUCACAGUUUUAUUUGAGACGACUUUACAACCAUCAAGAUGAAUUGUCAGAUUUAACAGAAGAUCUCUUUGUUUCUUGGGACCUAGAACAAGCAUCUCUGUUUUGUCCGAGUUUAAAAGUAAAAAGUUUUCAGCCAUCCACUUCCUUAUGUCUGAAACACAGGCUUCUAGCGAGGGCAAUUUUGGGGCUUCACCAUGCUUCAUUGAAAUGUACAGCUGUGUGUCAUCCGCAUAGCAGUGAAAGUUAACAUUAUGUUUUCGAAUAACAUCCCCAAGAGGUAAAAUAUAUAGUGAAAACAAUAGUGGUCCUAAAACGGAACCUUGAGGAACACCGAAAUGUACAGUUGAUUUGUCGGAGGACAGACCAUUCACAGAGACAAACUGAUAUCUUUCCGACAGGUAGGAUCUAAACCAGGCCAGAACUUGUCCGUGUAGACCAAUUUGGGUUUCCAGUCUCUCCAAAAGAAUGUGGUGAUCGAUGGUGUCAAAGGCAGCACUAAGGUCUAGUAGCACGAGGACAGAUGCAGAGCCUCGGUCUGACGCCAUUAAAAGGUCAUUUACCACCUUCACAAGUGCAGUCUCAGUGCUAUGAUGGGGUCUAAAACCAGACUGAAGCAUUUCGUAUACAUUGUUUGUCUUCAGAAAGGCAGUGAGUUGCUGCGCAACAGCUUUUUCUAAAAUUUUUGAGAGGAAUGGAAGAUUCGAUAUAGGCCGAUAGUUUUUUAUAUUUUCCGGGUCAAGGUUUGGCUUUUUCAAGAGAGGCUUUAUCACUGCCACUUUUAGUGAGUUUGGUACACAUCCGGUGGAUAGAGAGCUGUUUAUUAUGUUCAACAUAGGAGGGCCAAGCACAGGAAGCAGCUCCUUCAGCAGUUUAGUAGGAAUAGGAUCCAGUAUGCAGCUUGAAGGUUUAGAGGCCAUGAUUAUUUUCAUCAUUGUGUCAAGAGAUAUAGUACUAAAACACUUAAGUGUCUCUCCCGAUCCCAGGCCCUCGCAGAGCUGUGCAGAUCCAGGACAGCUAAGCCCUGGAGGAAUACGCAGAUUCAAAGAGGAGUCCGUAAUUUGCUUUCUAAUGGUCAUGAUCUUUUCCUCAAAGAAGUUCAUGAAUUUAUCACUGCUGAAGUGAAAGCCAUCCUCUCUUGGGGAAUGCUGCUUUUUAGUUAGCUUUGCAACAGUAUCAAAAAGAAAUUUUGGAUUGUUCUUAUUUUCCUCGAUUAAGUUGGAAAAGUAGGAUGAUCGAGCAGCAGUGAGGGCUCUUCGGUACUGCACGGUACUGUCUUUCCAAGCUAGUCGGAAGACUUCCAGUUUGGUGUGGCGCCAUUUCCGUUCCAAUUUCCUGGAAGCUUGCUUCAAAGCUCGGGUAUUUUCUGUAUACCAGGGAGCUAGUUUCUUAUGACAAAUGUUUUUCGUUUUUAGGGGUGCAACUGCAUCUAGGGUAUUGCGCAAGGUUAAAUUGAGUUCCUCAGUUAAGUGGUUAACUGAUUUUUGUCCUCUGACGUCCUUGGGUAGGCAGAAGGAGUCUGGAAGGGCAUCAAUGAAUUUUUGUGUUGUCUGAGAAUUUAUAGCACGACUUUUGAUGCUCCUUGGUUGGGGUCUGAGCAGAUUAUUUGUUGCGAUUGCAAACGUAAUAAAAUGGUGGUCCGAUAGUCCAGGAUUUUGUGGAAAAACAUUAAGAUCUACAACAUUUAUUCCAUGGGACAAAACUAGGUCCAGAGUAUGACUGUGGCAGUGAGUAGGUCCAGAGACAUGUUGGACAAAACCCACUGAGUCGAUAAUGGCUCCGAAAGACUUUUGGAGUGGGUCUGUGGACUUCUCCAUGUGAAUAUUAAAAUCACCAAAAAUUAGAAUAUGAUCUGCUAUGACUACAAGGUCUGAUAGGAAUUCAGGAAACUCAGAGAGGAACGCUGUAUAUGGCCCAGGAGGCCUGUAAACAGUAGCUAUAAAAAGUGAUUGAGUAGGCUGCAUAGAUUUCAUGACUAGAAGCUCAAAAGAUGAAAACGCCAUUUUUUUUUUUGUAAAUUGAAAUUUGCUAUCGUAAAUGUUAGCAACACCUCCGCCUUUGCGGGAUGCACGGGGAAUAUGGUCACUAGUGUAACCAGGAGGUGAGGCCUCAUUUAACACAGCAAAUUCAUCAGGCUUAAGCCAUGUUUCAGUCAGGCCAAUCACAUCAAGAUUAUGAUCAGUGAUUAGUUCAUUGACUAUGACUGCCUUUGAAGUGAGGGAUCUAACAUUAAGUAACCCUAUUUUGAGAUGUGAGGUAUCACGAUCUCUUUCAAUAAUGGCAGGAAUGGAGGAGGUCUUUAUCCUAAUAAGAUUGCUAGGGUGAACACCGCCAUGUUUAGUUUUGCCCAACCUAGGUCGAGGCACAGACACAGUCUCAAUGGGUAUGGCUGAGCUGACUACACUGACUGUGCUAUUGGCAGACUCCACUAAGCUGGCAGGUUGGCUAACAGCCUGCUGCCUGGCCUGCACCCUAUUUCACUGUGGGGCUAGAGGAGUUAGAGCCCUAUCUAUGUUGGUAGAUAAGAGGAGAGCACCCCUCCAGCUAGGAUGGAGUCCGUCACUCCUCAGCAGGUCAGGCUUGGUCCUGUUUGUGGGUGAGUCCCAGAAAGAGGGCCAAUUAUCCACAAAUGUUAUCUUUUGGGAGGGGCAGAAAACAGUUUUCAACCAGCGAUUAAGUGCUGAGACUCUGCUGUAGAGCUCGUCACUUCCCCUAACUGGGAGGGGGCCAGAGACAAUUACUCGAUGCCGACACAUCUUUCUAGCUGAUUUACACGCUGAAGCUAUGUUGCACUUGGUGACCUCUGACUGUUUCAUCCUAACAUCGUUGGUGCCGACGUGGAUAACAAUAUCUCUAUACUCUCUACACUCGCCAGUUUUAGCUUUAGCCAGCACCAUCUUUAGAUUAGCCUUAACGUCGGUAGCCCUGCCCCCUGGUAAACAGUGUAUGAUCGCUGGGUGAUUCGUUUUAAGUCUAAUACUGCGGGUAAUGGAGUCGCCAAUGACUAGGGUUUUCAAUUUGUCAGAGCUAAUGGUGGGAGCCUUCGGAGUCUCAGACCCCGUAACGGGAGGAGUAGAGACUAGAGAAGACUCAGACUCAGACUCCGACUCGCUACAUAAUGGGGAAAACCGGUUGAAGGUUUCUGUCGGCUGAAUGAGCGACACCGGUUGAGCAUUCCAACAGUAUUUCCCUCCAGAAGCCAUGAGAAAGUUGUCCGGCUGCGGGGACUGUGCGGGGGGAUUUAUACUAACGUUACUGUCUGUACUUACUGGUGGCACAGACGCUGUUUCUUCCUUUCCUACACUGAUAUUACCCUUGCCUAACGAUUGCGUCUGAAGCUGGGCUUGUAGCACAGCUAUUCUCGCCGUAAGGCGAUCGUUCUCCUGUAUAUUAUGAGUACAGCGACUGCAAUUAGAAGACAUCAUGUUAAUGUUACUACUUAGCUUCGGCUGUUGAAGAUGUUGAUGAACCAUGUCCAGAUAAAGCGUCCGGAGUGAAAAAGUUGAAUAAGGGAAAAAAGUUGCGAUGGAAAAAAGGAAAAUAACGUAAAGUUGGCAGCUAAAACGCACAGGAAAAUGACUCUUCUGUCUCGGGAUAAACGUCCGGGGUGAAAAAGUUUAACGAAAAAAGAUGAGUGAGGACAAAACUAAAAAGUUGGUAAAUUUGUUGAACACAGAGAUUGAUUAAACGUUUAUUAAAAGUAAAACGUGAAUAGUUUGGCAGGUAGCCAAGUAGCAACAAACAGCACAGCAGCACAGAGACAAUGGGAGACAAAUUCACCUUUCAGCAGGACAAUAAUCUAAAACACAAGGUCAAAUAUACACUGGAGUUGCUUACCAAGACGACGUUGAAUGUUCCUGAGUGGCAUAGUUACAGUUUUUACUUAAAUCUUCUUGAAAAUCUAUGGCCAGACUUGAAAAUGGCUGUCUAGCAAUUAUCAACAGCCAAUUUGACAGAGCUUGAAUACUUUUUUUAAAGAAUGUGAAAAUAUUGUACAAUCCUGGUGUGCAAAGCUCUUAGACUUACCCAGAAUGACUCACAGCUGUAUUUAAUGCCAAAGGUGACUCUAACAUGUAUUGAUUGACUCAGGGCUGUGAAUACAUCAUGUAUGUAAAUGACAUUUCAUUUUCAAUAAAUGUGCAGACAUUUCAACAACAACAAAAAAACGUUGUCAUUAUGGGGUAAGUAAAAGGGUAUGAAUACUUUCUGAAGGCACAGUACACUAGAUGACAGUUAUAAUAUUCUGACUUCUGGUUGUGUGUGCAAAUGCAUGAGUGUGUGUUCUGACGUGUCACUGUGUCGACAGGUGUCCACAGGAAACUAUAAGCGCCAGGUGCAUGAGAUGCCUUCUGGGAAAAUGGUGGCAGAACAGAGUGUGAUUGACAGGAUCACCUGGGCCACCUGGACCAGGUAGAAUGAUUAAUUGUCAUCACUGGAAUUUAAUCAAACUCACAUACUCUCCAAAAUCAAAACUGAGAUCCAUAUUCAGUAAAGAAUGCAAAUACUGCACGGUAACACUAUUGAGAUAUGGGGUCAACAAUGGGAGCUAAACAUAACAGCUCGCUCUGGUAGGGGCAUUGCAAUAUGGGAAUGCAAGCUGAAGCGGUACAAAGACAUUGCUGGGUCAACUUGUUUUUGAGCUUUAGGCUAGUUGAAGCCAUCUGGGCAUGUUUGUAUGGAAGUUUAGCGGGCACACCCAGACAUGUUGUUUGGUAGGGUGUCUGUUAUUGAUCAAUGGAAUAAUAGAGGUCAAUCAAUACUGUCUGCAGCACAGCGGUCACUGUCCACUUCUCAUGAAUAGACCCCAAACUUCCUCUAACAUCAGUCUUCCCAAGGUUAAUGAGUUAAAAUACAUAUUCUGCAUAUAGGCAGUAGCAUACUUAUUACGAAACAUGUACAGAAAAACAAAUGUAUGGUUGAGAUCUUUUAUAGUAUUUUUAUAUAAUAUAUAUAUCGCAUAUGUUUUACUACUGAGGAGGGUACUAAUAUAGUAAUUAAAUUGACUUGGAGGGAACUUUUAAAAGGUUAUUCUUUGGUGGACUAAUGUCCUCUCAGUACUGGCAGGCCUGUGGUUUUGUUCAGCAUAUUCUGUAGUCUGAGCAUGGCUCCUUUCUCUCAUUCCUUCUCAGUAUCCUGGGAGAUGAGGUGCUCGGGAUCUGGCCACGAAAUGCUGAUAAGGCUGACGUCAACUGUGCCUGUGUCUCCCAUGCUGGCCUCAACGUGGUCACCGGGGACGACUUUGGACUGGUCAAGCUCUUCGACUUCCCCUGCACUGAGAAGUUUGUGAGUGAUUCACUUCCUCAAAACAACAUCACUGUGAUAUCUUUUAAAGAUAUGUAGUUACUGAAGCCAUAGAACACACUGCUGGCUGAGGCUGCUCCAAGUGGGGAGGUGGGCCAGUAACCGAAAAGUCGCUGGUUCGAAUCCCCCAGCCGACUAGGUGAAGAACUAAAUGUUGAUGUGCCCUUGAGCAAGGCACUUAACUGUAAUUGCACCUGUAAGUCGAGACUAAAUGACUUGUGUUUUAAUAUUUAUUUUGAUCCUCUGCAGACCAAACACAAGCGUUACUUUGGGCACUCGGCACAUGUGACCAACAUUCGCUUCUCCUAUGAUGAUAAAUAUGUGAUCAGCACUGGAGGAGACGACUGCAGGUAUGCAUAGCUUGUGUUACCGGGUUUAACCACAUAUCAGAUUAAUUACAUUAUAGAUACUCUACAAUAAAUAGGAGCAUUAACAAGUGAUUUGCGUUCGAAUUUUUCACAGCUCAUCUUGUACUCUAGACAGAUCUGAUUUUCUGUUUUACUGACUGCUGUAUUGUCUUCCUCCUUUUUUAGUGUCUUUGUGUGGAAAUGCCUGUAA